Messenger RNA from Podarcis lilfordi (Lilford's wall lizard), 73256 nucleotides. The record is from the annotation of a GenBank genome assembly. NCBI's taxonomy places the organism in Eukaryota, Metazoa, Chordata, Lepidosauria, Squamata, Lacertidae.
GGCGCGCGCCCUGAGGCGGGCCCCGCCGGGGCGUGUGAGAGAAGCGGGGACGUCGGGUCGGCGGCUGGCUGAGGCACUUUCCUUCCCGCUCGGCAGCUGAAGGGAGAGAGAGGAUGAUGAUGCGGCUCCGGAGCCCCGCGCUGCUGAGGGACCUGCUGAGGCUCAGCCAGAGCGGAGCGGCGGCCGUUGGCGGGCCUGGCUGCUGCCGCCGCCCGUUGCUGAGGCGGCUCCAUCCCGCCGCCGCCGCCGCCGGUUGCCGCCUGCCUAGCGGCGGCGCCCGCUCCUUAUGCACCCGCUCGGAGGGGAUUCUGGACGAGCCGGGAAAGGGCCCUCCGCCGCCUCAGCAGCAGCAGCAGGCGGCGCCCUCGGCGGAGAAGCCCGGCGCCAACAACAGCCACGGCGCCGAAGCCGGCGGCAUGGGCGACAAGUGAGUGAGGGUGGCGGAGAGGGGAUGCCAGGCCACGCGGGGAGGAGGAGGAGGAUGCCAACCGGCUGCAAGGGAGGUGCCUCGGUUUCCUCCCUGCCUUUGACACGUGACAGGGCGCCCGCCGCCUUGCACGUCAGCAUGGGGCAGUCCCGUGUUCCCCUCCCCACGCACUUAGGAUCUUCCAAAAAAUUAAGUUUUUAUUUCUAUAUUUCGGCCACGCGGGGAGGAUGCUGCUCCUCGGCUUCCUCCUUGCCUUUGACACGUGACAGGACGCCCGCCGCCUUGCACGUCAGGGUGGGGGCAGUCCUGCGUUUCUCUAGCCACACACUUAGGAUCUUUAUUUCCAUCCCCCCUUGAAUAAGUUCUCAUUUAUGUAUUUCCGGGAGGAGGGUGGGGGAAGAAGUUACAACAGCUUUUUCCAAUUUGCAAUUAUUUAACUUUGGGCUCUCCAGCCCUCCCCCCUAAAAAAUCCCUCCAUGGUUUCCCUAAUUUUCUAAAUAGUGCUGCACGUUAUUAUAGUUAACUCUAUACCUUAUCUUCAUGGUGUUUCCAAAUAUAACCACUUAAGGUUCUUCAAACCUUCCAAAAUUGGUACGUACAGGUUUUUCUAGGAGUGUGAAACCCAAGCUGAAGCUUGUGUCCUUUUGCUUUGUGUGCGUGUAUACAUUUAGUUUCCCCUACCAGGGGUCCAUAUUCCUCUUGACGUUUAGUUUCCCCAGUGGAAUUGGGAACCACUCUCUCACUCCCUGGGUUUUGGGGCGUGCACUGCCCUGACCCAAGGGCUUGGUUUCGGAAAACUUUAAGUCAUGUGGUUGGAAGAUGCCUCUAAGCACGUGCUGGCUCCUCCUCCUCAUUGCUGUAUAAAAUUUUGGUGAGCGCUCCACUCAUCUAAGGACUCCAAAGAAGUGGGGCCCCAAGCCAGGCACUCAGGUGGCUUCCUGUUAAGCUUGAAGUCUGGCACCUUUGAUUUUAAACAUUAGACACUGCUGCUGAGAGUCUUGGAUUGCAGGGGGUUGAGCUAGAUGACCCCUCUGGGUCCCUUCCAAAUCUGAUUCUAUGAAUCCACAUGAGAAAUGCUGUUCAUUUGUGGUAGCUGGUUGUGGCGUUAAAGCCUGUUAGCUACAGCCACAAGGUGACUGACAGCACAACCCUGUGCAUGUUUACUUGGAAGUAAGCACCAUUACAUUUGGUGUAGCUUACUGUCUAAGAAGCGUGUUCAGGUUUGUAGCUAUAGAAGCAUGAUCUACCAUCUUGCCCUUUGAGAAAGGGUUGUAGCCCGGUGACAGAUCACAUACUUUGCAUGCAAAAAGUCCCAGGUUUCAAUUUCUGUCAUUUCUAGAGAGAGUUGUGAAGGUCUCUUGCCAGAAACCCUGGAGGACCACAGUGUUGAUGGUACUGAGCUAGAUGAGCAGUGGCCUGGCUUUGGUGUAAGGCAGCUUCUUUUGUCAUACGUUAACAAAAUAAUGGGAACUGCUUUUCUGCUGGGUGUGUUGGAUGAAGGAAUGUGUGUAUAAAAGUGAUCACUUAUAUGUAGCAUUGGCAAUGUAUUAUUCAGAUUUGAUCAGGCAGCGAUUAGCGGUAUUAUACUGCUCCCUUCCCAAUGCAAAGCUUUAUCACUGUGCAGAAUGCAAGAGUGGAUGAAUUCAGAGAAAUUUGUCCCUGAAAUGCUACACUGGCUGCUGUGUCAUCCUUUACCCUUCUUGGAUCAGUUUUCUUGACCCUUGCAAGUUCCCAGCCUCAAGAACUGAAUGUUACAGAUAGCGUAAGAUGAAACAUUUAUCUUUAACAACGAAACAUCUGAGUUGUUGCAUAUAGCUUGUGAAGAAUAUUCUAGUUGAAUUAGUCAUUCCUUCAGUGUUGGCAAAAGAGAUAAGUGGAUACACAUCUUAGAAUGAAUGGCAUUGUUAGUCUUAAAGUGCCACAAAAGUUUUUUUAUUUUUCUCUCUAGGAAGGUACUGUGAUAAAUAACUUUUUUUCCCCAGUAAAGAUAAUGUUGGCUGCAUGAAGAAAUUGAAUUAUCAGGUUUGAUGCAAAUUUUCUGGCUUUCCCCCCCUAGACCAGUGACAAUUGGUCAUACAGAAUAUUAUUUUUGUAUUGGCUAGUAUCUCAAGGUUGUAAGUAAAAUAAUUUAAUUUUAAAAGCUGGUUUUGGUAACACAAGUAGGCAGUGCUAGAGAUCACCUUUAAAACUUUGGUCAAGAUAGUGUGCAAUAUCUCUACCAGUAUGUUGUCAUUUGCAUCAUUGGCUGGUAUGUAGAUGAAACUGCUUUGAGAUUAUAGCAAGCAUGGGGCAGGAUUAAUGAAAAGAUAAUAUAAAUUUAAGUUUUAUGUCCAGAGACUCUGCAUUGGUUUCUGGAGCACACAAGGGGUCAGUUAUGGCUUUGAGGAAUAACAUGCAAAACCAGAGAUCUUGGUGCUUGCUCUUAACUUUAGUACUACAGUGCUAUUUGGGCAGCACAUUUUGCAUAUUUGCUGUGUAUUAUUGUGGAAAGUGAACAAAAGCUGCCCACUAUAAAUAAUGGUUACUCAGAUUAAGGCUUACUGUUAUCUCAUACUGGGUAAAAUAUCUUCUCUUAGCUGAAUAAAUUUAAAGUAAAAGACUUUUUUGUCUCUUUUAUUUCCAAGAAAUAUAAUUUUACAUUCCCUUUAAAAAGGUGGAUCAGAAGCUGGUAUAGUACUGUAGAGUAGUAUGCAGUCUUUAGAACAGUCUUUGCCAAGCUGGUGCCCUCCUGCUGGCUUGGGCUCAUGGUAUAGUUGAAAACAUCUGAAAGGCACCAGAUUGGCAAAGACUGUUUUAAAACAUUCAUUGGUACCAUCUUCUAAACUGCUCACUUUCAUCUGGAGUAACAAUGGAAAUAUUAAGAAAAGUUCUGAGACUGAGGCCCACAAUAGUUAUGUGUUGUUAUUUGUGUUUUCUCCCAACUCUUUUUCAACACCAAAAGCAGCCUGGAAGUUAUGAGGAUGGGCAGAGGAAGGGGCUGCUUAUUUAUUCCACCCUAGAUAUUUUCACUUUUGAAUCCCGCCAUGAGAAAAUAUGCAGGUUGUAUUUUUUCUUCUUCAUGGAAAAGCAACUAGAGGGUGAUUUUGACUGGGAAAAUGGCUUGAGGGUAAAAAGUUAAAGUGCUUGUCCCUCCUAUCACCAUAUAACUGUUGUCAACUACCAGUAUAUACCUUGAAACCAGCAGAGGUCUAUAUGGAGCUUUCAGGGGUCAGGAAAAGAAUGUAAGCAGACAGUUGUAUGGUGUCCAUGGUUCAAGUUCAUGCCACUACAGACCUGAAAGGAUGUGAGGCUACUGUAUUUCCCUGCAGAAGCUAAGCUGGUUUAACUGGUUAGUGCCUGGAUGGGAUACUGCCUGGGAACCACACAUACGUUGCCUUGUUUCAUGAUGAAAGAAAGACUCUCAGCAGACAUUCUGCAAAGACACCAGGCUCUGCAACUUAAAAGGAAUUAAGUAACACUAAAAUCAAUUAACUUCAUUAGUUUUUGGAUUUGUUGAUGGUGGAAUAUAAAUACUUUAGCAUGGGAUUUGUAGCUGAAAUUUAAGUUGCUUUUGCAGUGAGAAUUGUGUGGAGGUAGUUUUCAUUGACCCCAGCCCCAAUAAACUCCAUGUGUCGGAGAAAGUCUGGAAGUGAGUAGCCUGUUCUGCAUGUGUUCUUGCUAGUGAACACAGAGUUUUAAAUAAUGUGUGAGCCUGCAUAUAUAGAGUAGGCUUCCCACCUCAUACAUUCUCCCACAUAUACAGCGUGAUGGAAUGGGAGAAGGAACCAGCUGUGUCUGCUGCAGCUUGCAGUUAGUGAAAAAAGUGCUUAGCCAUGACUCCCAGUUCAGGCUACGUGCUAAGCCAAAGUUUGGCUUAGCACAGUGUGACGCAGGAGCAAAAAGGACCCAGGAGGAGAAAAGCAGCUGGUAGCAUCUCUCUGGGAGCCUGCAUGUGUGUGUGGUCUCAGUAAGUCAUAGUUUGGCUUGGCAUGUCAUGCUGUUAUCCACAUCAGGUAACCAAUGAAGCUGUCGAAUAGACUAAACCUGGUGAGAUGCUUCCAGAUACUGUUUUGAAUAUUACGUCCGUGCAUUACAGUUAGCCCUUUGCAUGCAGUUAAUUGCAUAACCAGGGACGCGGGUGGCGCUGUGGGUAAAACCUCAGCGCCUAGGACUUGCCGAUCGUCAGGUCGGUGGUUCGAAUCUCCGCGGCGGGGUGCGCUCCCAUUGCUCGGUCCCAGCGCCUGCCAACCUAGCAGUUCAAAAGCACCCCCGGGUGCAAGUAGAUAAAUAGGGACCGCUUACUAGCGGGAAGGUAAACGGCGUUUCCGUGUGCUGCGCUGGCUCGCCAGAUGCAGCUUGUCACGCUGGCCACGUGACCCGGAAGUGUCUGCGGACAGCGCUGGCCCCCGGCCCCUUAAGCGAAAUGGGCACGCAACCCCAGAGUCGGACACGACUGGCCCGUACGGGCAGGGGUACCUUUACCUUUAAUUGCAUAACCACCUUAAAGUUUCUUGGCCACAUUUCUUGUAUAUGUGGACUGUCCCAGGUUAAAGUUCUCAAAGUUCUUAACCUAGCUCACGGUUGUCAUCUGAACUAGUCACAUGUUUAACCCAUAAUCAGUGAUAGUCCAUUAUUUGAAAAAUAAGACUUUAGAGCCGUCUUGCCCCCAAAUGGCAGCUAGAUAUUCCAUUUGGUGACUGUAACCUUGGUUUAAGGAGCCAUUUGGCAUCUAGCUUAUAUAUCUGAGUUUCUAACAAUGGCUAGAUUCGGGACAGAAUCCAGAAGUACAUCCAGAGUUCGAACCGGAGUCUUCAAGGGGAGUGUUGCCCCAUCCAACACAGGUUGAAUCGCUAUUCCCUGAUCCAUCUUAAUGUUAAUCUUAUAUAAUGUAUAAAUACCUCAGAAAUGUUUCCAGUAGCUAAAAGUAGCAAAUUAGUGGUUGGGGUAGGAAUCUUGACUACAGUGCGUUGUUGCCAUGAGCCUUUGACUUAACUCAGUGUGGUGUAGGAGUAAAAAAUACCAUGGAGUAACAAAGUGGUCAUGAGCCUCUUUCUAGGAGCCCUCAUGGAUCCAGUAAGCCAUACAGUAAGCCAUAUUAUUAUAAGUUCCAUUAUAAUAGUGCCAAACGUUAGAAUUUUAAAAAAUUCUAAGUUUUUUAAAAUACUGCAUUCAAUUGGCAUUCAUUAUUUGUUACUUCCAUCCAUUUGUUGUUUCUAAUCAGCUUAUGAAACAUAUUUUUCUCUGUAGGAAAAUAAAGCUGGAAAGUUUCCUGUACUGCAUAAUGUACUUUGUUUUUUAAACUUUCAUUGGAAAAUAUUGUUAUUGGAAUACUUUUAACUAUUUUCAUAGGAAUUCAAUAGCAUGUUCAUUGUGUAAAUUCAAAGAAAAAAAUGCACUGCAAAUUCUUAAAAUGCAAAAUUUAGUAUGCAUUAAAUAUAUAGAUAUUUCCUAAAGAUAUUUAGCUUGAGAAGAUAUAAUUACAUACAGUGGAACCUUGCUUCUUGAACUUAAUCCGUCCUGGGAGUCUGUUCGACUCCCGAAAGGUUUUCAGUAUGCCUUUGUAAUUGUUACCAUUUCAGAUUUGUUUGUUUCUUAAAUGUUCAUUUAUAGAGUGCUACUUAUGUGUCUGGUACUAUAUAAAAGAGCAUUCUGUUUUAAAAUGUAACUUUUUGUUACCAAAUAUGUUAAAGCGCUAUCUAAAAGAGAAUAUACAGUGGUACCUUGGUUUACAACCAUAAUCCGUUCCGGAGGUCCAUUUGUAAACCAAAACAGGUUGUAACCCAAGGCGCGCUUUCAUCAAUGGGGCCUCCAAAAAUAUUGUUCAUAAUUAAAAAAAAGGGUUGUAAUCCAAAAAAAGGUUGCAAACUAGGACACGCACUUCCAGGUUUGAUUGUGUUUGUAAUCCAAGACGUAUGCAAACCAAGGUACAACUGUAUUUGGGUGGGGAAGUUAGAUCCCCAGGAUAGGGAAAUGACCUAAAUCUGAAGAGUUACAGUAGCAGUCCUAUAUCAGGGCAAUCCAGAAACACAGUGUCUUAAGGAGAAGCUGAGGACAAGCAUGGUGAGGCAGUCCGAUAAGGUGUGAAGUAAAGCCGAGGGCAAACACAGCAGAGCAGUCUAAAGGUAGGCAAGAUUUUCAAGAGGCAGGGAUCUGUAGCACAGGGUCAGUCAGGGUAGGCAGCAGCUGCAACUUGUUAACUCAGUCUUCAGCAGUCUCUGCUUUCAUUUUUGAGGGGCCUGGUUCAUAUGGCCCUUGAGUCACACAGCCCCUUAGUGGGUGGCUGCUGGUGGCUGUACCAUUGGAAGCCAGCAUUCCCUAGGACUGGAGGUAGUUUGACCUCCCCUUUCGAUUCCACAAGUAAGAAAGUUGUCCCAUGUGUGUUGGCAAACUCAUCCACAGCUUCAGAUUGGUGUAAGGUCACUUCUCCAGAGAUGUUUGUGGGUUUGUGCCUGGGUUAACGCUGGAGUCAGGAGGCCCCAUUAAGUUUUUCAGCUUUAUGUCAUCAGGGUCCAUCUGAUGAGUCAUCUCUGCUUAGUCAUGGGUUAGACAUGACAUAGACAGGAUCUUUUUUACUUCUGCGAGAUCCUUCAUGGAAGAAAAGCCUAGCCACUCCUGCUUUAUGCCAUGCUUUUACAUUAGAAGGCUUUAUAAUAUAGGUGGCAAUCGUAUUAUAUGCUCAUUGGCGGAGUGUGCAUAAAUGCGCCCCACCCUGUUAUGCCAUGCCCCCAUUCUGCCCCCGGUCUGCCUUCUUUGGAUCUAAAAAGACCUGUGCGUUGGCGAUCACUUGUUAAUUGGAUGCGCCUAAAAUGGUCGUCGCCUAUAUCCUUUCAAGUUUCUGAAAAACAAACUGAUUCUUAUACGGAGCUUUUCUUAUGUCUUAAAUUGCAUCUUUUCAUUUGUUUGCCUAAUGAGAGCAACAAACUCAUACAUAGAAAACUAUGUACAGUCGUACCUUGGAAGUCGAACAGAAUCCAUUCUGGAAGUCCGUUCAACUUCCAAAAUGUUUGGAAACCAAAGUGCGGCUUCUGAUUGGCUGCAGGAGGCCUUGGAAGCCCCUUCGGACAUUCGGUGUCCAAAAAUAGUUCGCAAACCAGUCACUUUGCUGUGUUCAGGAACCAAAACAUUUGGGGACUAAGCUGUAGUACAAAACAUAGAAGUUUAUAGGUUAUGUAGUUAUUGAGUAUAAAAUGAAAGAAGUAUGUGACUUGACUGAGUAUGUGAUUGCACUGAAUGACAUUUUGGAAGAAAGAGACUACUGUUCUCGUUAUAGUUUUGACUAUUAAAAAGAGAAAGGCUUUCUCCUGCUUCACUCUAAGAAUGCCCUUGUGGGAAGUACUCUGGAGAUUGGAAAAAUAUGCAAAGGAAAAAGUAAUUUAACUGAAUUGUACAUUUCUUCAGUUAAAUGUAAUUAGUAACAUAAUCAGCUAAGACUGAGUAAUUUGAUUAGUUUAGUACCCAUUCCAAACUUGUGGAAUCGAAAAUGAAACUUGUGAUUUCAUUUUCAGCUGAUUAUAAUGCAUGAUAAAAUGAAUGCAGUUGUCAUUAUUCCCUGCCUCCCCCCAUAAAAUCUAAAAAGUAGAAUGGAAGUUUAUACUGUUAAAAGACUUAGACGUAUCCUAGUAAAAAACGGUCCACACAAAAUUUUGAAUGUGCUAUGAUACUUGAUAGUAUAGUGACACUCCACCCAAUGAGAAAAUUCUUUUAGCUGCUGCGGGAGGAGUCUGUUGUAUCCAGUUGAGUCUCCUCACUGUUGAAAGACCGUGAUCCACCAUGACUUUGUGAGCUAAAGGUGGAAGUUGGAAUUUUUGCAAGUCCCCCCACCCUCUCCUGCACCUCCAUAUGCUAACUGCCAGGCUAUUACGAAAAGUCUCACAACUCUCUUGACCAGAUUGGAAGGGUACCGGGAGCUACUGAGGGACCCAACAAAAAGUGGCCUCUAUCUUUUUAGCUAAUGGAAGCCUCCGCUGGAUCAAAAAACCUUGGAAAGGGACAUGAUUGGGUGCUGCCAGCACUGUUUAAAAGUAUCAUGGCAUUUUCUCCCCCCACCCCCGACUUGUUUACCAAACAUAAAUCAAACAUACUUGAUCAGUCCAGAAUUGGUUUUAGGAUAAUGACUAGGUCACUAACAUUUCCAUUUUGCAAACGGAGAACUGAGAUUCAGUAACAGGUUUCAAAUUCACUGUAUGGUCUUGUACUAAGCUUUUGUAGCGCAGCACCAUGUUUGCAACACAGUGACUGUUAACACGUCCUGCCUUCAAAUUAGCUUUCUAUGCAUUUUUCAGGUUUAAACUUUGCAGAUAAGAAACAUUCACUUGCAUAUAGUAAAGAUAACUGUGACAAUACCAUGCCCACUUUUUAUCUUAGCUCUUUUUGGCAUAUGCUGAAUAUGUGUUUUUCUAAGUAUUUAAUGAUGCUAAAACACUGCUCUUAGGUUGAACAAACAUUAUAUAACAGUAUUGACUUGGGAAAUAGGGGGAGAAAAAGCUUAUACUGCAGUUUAACUGAUAAGCUUUGUACAAUAAUAGUCCAUUUAAGGUAUUUUCUGUAUGAAAAUUGAACGUUUGCCAUGUUUGUUUUCUCGGCUGGGUUACUUUCAAAGCUAAAUAUUGGGCUAGUCUGCUUGAUUUAACUGCAACAGCUGUGAAUGAUAUGCAGUCUAUAUACUUUUUCAAAAACAUAAUAUUUCACAAAACUAAUGCUUAAUAUUUUGAAUUUUGAACACUAGCAUUCUUAACAUACUAUAAUCAAAGUAUGUGCGUAUUUUAGGAGACUUGUACAUGCCACAUGAAACAUAAAGCUUACAAUAAACAUUAAUGGGUUACACUUAUUUACAGUUUCAUAAUGUGUUUUACCAUAGCCCUUCUGCAGUAGGGAAAUAUCUGAAUACCUAGUUCUGCUCCACACAUUGUUUUAAGUUUUUCAUAGUUAGAGAAUCUAUUAUUAUGGGGGAAAGUAUGCAUUAUAUUCAGCUAUACUUUAUAGUUUUCUGACAUGUACAUUUUCUUAGCUUACUUUUCUACCUUAGGAUCCUUUGGGAGGAAGGGUGGAAUAGACAUUUAAUAUAUAAGUAAUACUGUAAAAUGAAAAUGAACUAAGCAGCAGAAGUUGCUUAAGAAAGCAGUAAAAUGCCUGUUUCUAGUUAGAUAUGAUAGCUUAAUAAAAUUGUCAGUCGAAUGUUUGUGUUAGCAGGUGGGCAUAUACUUACCCAAAUAGUGGUCAGAUGUGUUUCAGUGGUGAAAUGAUAAGAGUAUCAGUGGCCUAGAAUUUUGUUGUUGUUCUCACGCUUUCCAUGUAUUGUUUCUUCUCAGUAAGAUAAAGCAAGGUCUUUUGCCUAGUUUGGAGGAUUUGCUGUUCUAUACUAUUGCAGAAGGGCAAGAAAAAAUACCAGUUCACAAAUUCAUCACGGUAAGCUUUUUUGUUUUGUUUUAAAUAAACUAUAUGGUAAAUAGCACAGUUUAAUACUUUUUUGGUAACCUUCAAAAAGCAGUGCAUGGCUCAAGGUUGCUAAAGGUCAAUUUUAUUCUUCAUUACAUUUAUACCUCACCUUUCCUUCAAGGAACUGAUGGUGGCAAAUAUGAUGUACCCCUCCUCAUUUUAUCUUCACAACAACUCAGUGUGUUGAUAGGAUGGUUAUUAAAGGUGAACAUUCCAUUUAACUCUCUAAAUAUGUCCGUAUAUGAUAUAAUCUGCUUACUCUUGUAGUAAAACUGAGGGUACACUGUUAUAAAUCUUCUAAAUGUGUUUAUGGCAAGGUGUUGAAAAACAGAACUGCUCUGAAUGGGUCUGUCAGCUGUCAAUUGCAUUGUGUUGGAAAAUGAAAGCAGAUGGUGCUUGAUACCAGAGUAGCAUAUUAUUCGAGUCAAUGUUUAGAACAGGAAAUAUUUCUAAUGUUCUACUCCUUUACUCUUUUUUUACAGGCCCUGAAAUCAACAGGUUUACGUACAUCUGACCCAAGACUGAAAGAAUGCAUGGAUAUGCUAAGAUUGACUCUUCAAACAACAUCAGAUGGUGUCAUGCUCGAUAAAGAUCUCUUUAAAAAGUAAAUACCUAUUUAUUAAUCUAAAACAAAAACUUAAAAUUUGGCACAUUCAGCUUAUUGAUAUGAAAAUAGUGUGAUGGGAGGGGGGACUUGAGUGAGGCAAACUAACAAUAUUCCUAGAAAAAUAGUUUGACAAAUUUGCUUCAUUUUGCUGGCAGUAUAGUGGACAUAAGUGCUGAAGAAUAAAAAGAUUUCAAAACAGUUGUACCAUAAUGUUACCUUAUUAACAUAUAACCUUUGUCCCUUGGAGCCAAGCUAUUAGGGUCACUCCUGCUUGAUUACAAUUAACAUGUAACAAUUUUUAAAAUUUAAUGGCGGCUACAGGAAUGUGGACUGAUCAGGUCUGUAAAGAGAGCACUUAAUGUUCCCCGCCCUCAGCACAGUCCUGAUGAUCUCACCUCAAAACAACUAGUUCUGGGAGGGGAGCUUCCAUAAUUUAAUAACUAUAAAUAUUUAGACAUUUGAACUCUUACUUGGCAUGUAAUGGAAAAACACUAUACUGUCUAGUUACUACUAAGCUCUUGCUUUUGCUCUUGCAUGUAUGAGUGAGCUUGCUUAGGCCUUCACAUGUGUACUGAAUGAUAAUGAACAUAAUUGAGAUUUCACUCAUUAUUUUUUUCAUGUUUCAUAGGUGUGUCCAAAGCAAUAUUGUCUUGCUUACUCAGGCUUUCAGACGAAAGUUUGUCAUUCCAGAUUUUGUGUCAUUUACUUCUCACAUUGAUGAACUGUAUGAAAAUGCUAAAACACAAUCUGGAGGAACAGUGAGUGUUCAUAUGAAAUAUUUGUUGUGUUAGUAUGUUUUCAUGUACAUUUAAGAAAAAACCCUCCUUAUUCCGCAGUUGGGCAAUACUUUUAUUAGGACCAACCAAAAAGUCACAAAAAUGUGACAAGCUUCUGAGUUUCCCAGAGCUCUUCUGGUGAGUUGUUACACAAAGCAGGGAGUUCAAGCUGGAAAACAUUUUGCCUGAUGAAGAACUCUGGAGAAGCUUGUUGAAUUUUGUGACUAGUAUAGAUAUUUUGGUCCUGAUAAAGAGAUUGGUCCCCCCCUUAAGGGCCAACCUUUGCUCUUUAUGUUCCUUGAAGAAUACUUUGAGUAAAGAGUGGCCACUGGAAUUCUUGAUUUCAGAAUCAGUGCAAGACGUGAAUUCCUUGUUUCUUUUCAGUUUUAGAUAUUUUUGGUUGUCUUUCUUCAUUUAGAAGUAUAUUUGCUACUACUUCCAAAUUAAAACACAAGAUGCUGUAAAAAUAGCGGUGAUACAAAAAAACACAAAACUAAACACCCAAGCAGCAUAAAAUCAUUCAACAGUUUGUCAUGGGCUCCAAGCCAACAGUAUUUGUAAGCAGCUUUUGUUGGUUUGGCACAAUAAUUGAUGGAUACAUUAUUUUGGCCUGUGGUAUACAUGUUAAUUCAAGUAAGCUCCUGUCAAAGGCUGUGUGAUUAAACACCCUUGAAAGUUUGUGAUAAAAGAACCUUCCCUGUACACUUGUUGUUUGGGGGAGUUUGGGUUUGAACUUAGUUUUAUUUAUCUCUCUAGCAUUUUUUUCUUAGUUGUACUUUUCCUCCAAGACACUUGUAGUAAUGCAGUGUGAUAUUCUUAAAUUGACAUUAUUAAUCUCAUUUUGGAUAGGUUGCUGACUAUAUUCCACAACUGGCUAAAUUCAGUCCUGACUUGUGGGCAGUUUCUGUUUGUACAGUUGAUGGACAGAGGUAAGGUACAAUUCUUAAAUAUCUUAACUGUCCCAAUUUCAGCUAUGGGUGAUAGAAGCAGUACGCUAACUUUGAGGAAAUAAAUUUGCAUCAAGGCAAUUCUGUAAAAUCCAUGGUGUGUAUUCUUUAUUGCACUAGCUGUAGGGUUUGCUUUUUAUUUAUGUUCUGUUCAGUACACUCUCAUAUUCAGUAUAGAUCUAGGGUGACAUUUCUUUAAACAAUGGCUUAGCGCAAAUGAACAAAUGAGCAGGAUUUUGGAGAGAAGAUUUUGGCUGAUAAGUGAUGGUUUGGGCUUGCAUUGUGUCUAAACCUGGGCUUGCAAUUUGUAUGAAGAAGACAAACCACAAGUAGCAAGCAAGAACAACCCUUGGUUACAGCUCAUGGCUUGUCUGGACUGAUGUUUGCUUAGCAUGAUUUGGCUUAGCAUUCUGUGUGAUCUGGUUUCUAGUUUCUUCAUAAUAUAUAGAAGAAUUUUUGGUAGUCAUAUCAGUAGCAGUUUGCCUAAGCACUUUUCUGAGCGUAUUUCUGAAAUAGUGUUAAGACUUUGCAGUUUUGCUCAGUUUGAGAGUGGGUAGUUAUCCAGAUUAUCUAUACUAGGGGUAGGCAACCUAAGGCCCGUGGGCCACAAGCGGCCGUUUAACCGGCGACGAGCUGCCCGCUCAGCAAGUCACCGUGCGGUGCCGAAAAUCGUGUCUGGGCAUGCUCAGAUGCCGAAAAUUGUGUCUGUACAGACGCAGAUGUCAAAAAUCGUGUCUGCACAGACACCAGAAAUUGUGUCGACGCAGACACCAGAAAUCGCAGCCACGCGUGCUCACAGAGCCCACGUAGGGAUCUCCGCUGGAGUGAACCGGCCCAGACGAGAUAAACCUUGCCGACCCCUGAUCUAUACAAUAAUGCUACUUCAUAGCUAGCCUCUAAUUAAGGUGAGAUCCUUGGCUAUUAAAACCAAUGAGAGAUGUGACUUUGGUAGGUUGUGGCUUGUACGAUUGAAGCUAAUAUAUAUAUUUAGAAUUUAUUCUACACCAUUUUGGUGUAUGUGUUCUGGUUACUAGAUUUUUAUGCAAGUCUCUUUGAAAGUAAUGAGGAAUUGCCUGUUUCUCAGAUCCAAGCCAACAGGUUAGAAAUCUACAAACAAUGAAAAUACCGAGGUCUUGACGCAUUUUAAGUGUAACACUUCCUCUGAGGACGUGUUGAGAAUCAGAUAAAGCAGUGUUGAACUAAAAUGAUAUACUUAGUUUUGAUUUUGGUUUCAUUUUCAUUAUUAUAUAUCAGAUUUUUAACAGUUGUCCCACAUAUCUUUUUAAUCUUUUAAUUCAAAUACUGGACACACAGCACUUCUCACAGGGAAGUGCAGGAAGCCCCAAAUAGUUGUUUUUCUGGCUUGAGGCCAGGUCAUAGGAUCUAAUUCAGGGGAAAGUUUCCAGCCUUUGGAGCUCAGUUUCCUGAGUUAGUCCACAAAAAUGAAUCUUAGUAAAUCUCCCUGGCAUGACUAAAUAAAAGCUCAGCUCAGUUCACUUCUAGGUGUGUGUCUGGGGGGAAGCUAAUCAUUGGACUACAACUCCCAGCAACAUUGACUAUGCUGGCUGAGGCUGAUGGGAGUUAAAAUCCAACAACAUGUGGCAGUCCACUGGUUAACCACCCCUUCUAUAUAUUUAUUUAUUUCUUGAUUUUUUACGCUGCUUGAUUGUUAAAAAAGACAUACCCUCAAAACAGUUUGCAAAAAAGAUGAAAUAAAUCAGCAAGAAACUUGAAGAUGGUAAAAUAACAAUAGAGUCAAACAGAUGAAAACUUGCAUCAGCCCCUUAUUAUGAUUCUCAUUGUUAAAGAUUUCAUACUCCCCCUCUCUACUCUUGCAUUGUAGCUCUUCGUCUGAUUACCUUGUUUUGGCAAGCUGUAGCUUGCGGUUUCAUCAAAGUCUGUAAACUAUGGUUUGCACUCAUCUUUUAAGCUUGAACACGAAACUGCUGAGGGCAAGAUUAAACUAUGGCUUGUCUUUGGAAGAAAUGCCUGUGCAAUUUAUAACCUUCCUGUUUACGUGCCCUGCCACAUAUUGUAGCUGCUGUAUUUUUGCAGGGUUUUCCUUAGAGAUGUGGGAUAAACAGACAUAUAGUCCCCCACCCACAACCAUAUAAACACAAACACUCUUCUUCUCCCCUUGCCCUUGAUGUGUGAGAAUGGGAAAGUUAAAACCUCCUCUUCUGUUGCGUUGAGAUUAUUCUGCUUCCCCUCAGCCCAAUUGUAGUCAAUACUGUAUUGUAGCCAAUACUGUUUUCUUAGAGGUUCCAGGGGGAGCCAGUUAUUCAUGCUUUAUUAUUGUUGUUGCAACACUUAAAGAACUGUACGGUUGAAUAUUUUAACUGGCAAUUUUUGCAUAUAUGUUUUAAUUGUUUACCUUUCCCACCCAAACAAACUAGGAUAGUAGUGAAAUAAUAAUAAUAAUAAUAAACCUAUAUUCCAGCCUGAUGCAUCAUAUAAACGGAACAAAAAUAAUAGAACCCGCUUCAAAAGUCCCUUUCCCUAGGAUUAUAUCUAUUUCUCAAACCUAAUGUGACAAUUUUUAUUUUCCCCUUAAGUUGAAAUGCACAAUUACUAAUACAUUAUUUGUCUCUCAGGCAUUCUGUUGGAGAUACCAAAGUUCCAUUUUGUCUUCAGUCCUGUGUGAAGCCUUUGAAGUAUGCUAUUGCUGUUAAUGACCUUGGCACGGACUAUGUACACAGAUAUGUUGGUAAAGAGCCUAGUGGACUAAGAUUCAACAAAUUGUUCCUCAAUGAAGAUGGUAAGUUAGCUGAAUAUGUAUUUGCCACUUCCCAAUAUUCUAUCUUAAAAAAAAAACAGUGAGGGAUGGGGAAGAUGGAGAAGUGGGUUCAAGGGAAGAAUGAACUGGAGUGCCCCCUCCCUCUGUCUGUUCUAUGAAAUUGCUUGGGCAGAUCUUUUUUCUGGUUUUAGAUAUAAUUGCAGCUAAUGUCAUUUUAGGGACGCGGGUGGCGCUGUGGGUAAAACCUCAGUGCCUAGGACUUGCCGAUCGUAUGGUCGGCGGUUCGAAUCCCGGCGGCGGAGUGAGCUCCCGUCUUUCGGUCCCAGCUCCUGCCCACCUAGCAGUUCGAAAGCACCCUUAAAUGCAAGUAGAUAAAUAGGUACCGCUUUAUAGUGGGAAGGUAAACGGCGUUUCCAUGUGCUGUGCUGGUGCUGGCUCGCCAGAGCAGCUUCGUCACGCUGGCCACGUGACCCGGAAGUGUCUCCGGACAGCGCUGGCCCCCGGCCUCUUAAGUGAGAUGGGCGCACAACCCUAGAGUCGGACACGACUGGCCCGUACGGGCAGGGGUACCUUUACCUUUACCUUUAAUGUCAUUUUAUGGUUUAAGGAGAGUGAAUGAGAAGAUGUUGUACAUAUUCAGAUGUGCUUGCCAGAGUGCUUGGGUAGCAGACUGUGUAAAACAAAGAAACCUGAGUGCAUACUUUAGCUCAAUAUUUUCCUGGGAAAAUUGUGGUGUUUGCAUUGUCCCACAUAAGCAUUUGGUGUGUUCCAUACCAGAGUUGGGUUGUGGGGAAAGGAUUGUAGCACCAGGGUGAGAGAAAAGGUUUAAAGAACUUCUCUAUCCAGUCCAGUGCUGUGAUGAUUCUCUCCCCCCCCCCCCGCCGCCCCACCUGCUUAACCUUUCUUUUCUCUUCAAAUGUGUGGGUUAAUCACUCCUGUUCUAGAAUUGCGGGCAUGAUUAAUGCCAAGUAAACCCACUGGUUUCUGGGCCAGUCCUAUAGUUCAUACAGAUGCACAACAGGGAUCCUUGUGGGACAACUAUUACCCUUUGCAUAUCCUCAUCCUGGACCCUGCUAUUCCUAGUGACCCCAAAGUGAAGCAGCAGUGUUACCGAAAAACCAAGAUUGCAUACUUAUGAGUUCACCCAUGCAGCUGCAUGGUCUGUUGUCAUUCAUAGGUACUUGUUCAUGGUUAUGGCUACCAGCAUAUUUCCAGUCUGUAGAUCCAGUAUCAAGAAGUAGUGACCAUCUUUGAAAGAUUCUCCAAUCUCAAUGAACCUUUUGGCGCUCAAAUUCACAAGGCUUUCCCCUCCAGGUCAGGAAAGGGAACACUGUCUUGAAAGAGCAGAGGACAGCAUUUCCUCUCUGCCCUAUCAUGGAGGGGGAGGGACAGAAUUAGAGUGCUAUGUGAGAGGGCUGUGUGCCUCUGUGCAUGCAAUCAUAUGUGUGCAAGUAUGAGCGCAUGACUGCAUGAACAAGAGAAAAUGUAUAUGUGAUGUACAUACUUUGGUCAUGCUCACCACUGCAGUCCUUGGAAGGGUGGCAGAUUGCCAAUGUGAAUGUGACCUGUAGGCUGGAAAAGAUUAGCCGUUGCUGUUGUUGAGUGAAACUCCUUCCUUCCUUCUGAUUUAUGGUGAUAAGAUAACGAGGGACAUUGUUUGUCAGUCUUCUCUGUUAUAGAAAGUAAUACUAUUGGUCACCUAACAUCAGUGGGAGUUGUGCUGUCAGUUUAUGUGAUAUCCUUGACUAUAUAUGGUCUCCCAUGUUCUGUGGUUAUAAACACCGCAUUGUACCUAUGGUGCACUUGGGAAUGUUUUGUGUGGAGAAAAGAAAUCCUUUAUGUGAACAUUAGUCUGCCAAAUUUCUCCCAUGCAGCAGGGCUUUACUGCUUCCUUUCCCGCUGCAAACCCCUAAGACCUCUUCUGGGGGCAGGGGGCCCUUUAGAACAGCAUAGGAUGUGACAUUAGGGUUCUAGGGUGUGGUUGGUGGGGGUUGACUGCUGCUUUGUUGCUCAUCAGUUGAUAAAAUUGCUCUUAAGUAAAAAUCUUUUUUAAAAAUUGCAUGUUUUUCUGGGUGAUACCUCACUGUGGCGCCCCACCUGUUCAACCGACUAUUGCUUGUAUGAACAGAACUUCCCUUUCCCCCCUCCUUUCCCCUGCAAUAGCCCACAUGCUUCCCAAAUUUGCUCUGGAGGGUUGGGGCAAAUUGGGGUGGGGACAGUUGCAUCCUUUGCUAUGAUGUUGGAUCUCGCCCUCUGUGUGGCUUUUUGCAUAAGCUGUCACUAAAUAUGUUGAAAGUGAAAUUACAUUCUGGUGACUCAUCUAGCUGAGGAAUGAAAGACUGGGUUUAUUAGUGAAAAACCUGCAUACUCCCAGUAUCUUUGCUUGGUGAGAGAAGACACCUCUCGGUUGCCAUGACACCAAAUUAAUUUUUAAUACAAUGAUAAUUAAGAGAUGGCAGUUGAAGACCAUGUGAUCUUUCUGCCGAGGAAUAGAUUUCAUGUGUUUGUUUAUCUGAAAGGAAAUGCUCGUAAUUUAGAAAUACAGUACACAUUUUUGGCUUAAAGCUACUGCUAAAAGAUAGAUAUUUAGUCAUAAAAUUAGCCUGUCUAGCUCUUUUUGUAUUUUAAUAUAGUUUUAUUAGUGUUCACAGAUGUCGUACAGACUCUGGAAAGUUCUUAAUUUAACAAUUAAUGUGGAACAUUUAAACAGCUCUGUACAUUAAGGAUUUGUGCUGGUUUAUACUUUGAAUAGUGAAUAUAGGUUUGAAAGACAGAACUUUAAUUAAGCAUCGACAAAUACUGAUAUAGAAAAGUCCCCUUGGUAGUCUGAGAUGUAACUGAUGCUACUUUUUGUUGAGACAUUAAAAAGAAGCUUGUUUUUAUUUUGGAGUUGUUUGUUAUAAAGAAUGUAUAUUAUGUGAAUAAAAUAAUAAAGGAUUUGAAAGGGGGGGGGGGAGAAGAAACUUGGUCCAGAGGUCUGCUGGUUCCAUAGGCUGUCUGUUAAUUUCCAUUUUUGCCCUCUUUGCUCAUUUUGGACCCAUCUGUGGGAAUCAUUAGCCUCGGAGCAUAAGUAACUUCGUUCACUUGUAGAUGUAUUUAGCCUUGAAUUCCAGGCCAUUAACUUCUUGAUGGUGAUUACUAAGCUCUUAAUACAUAAGAACUAGGAUACUGUAAUGUCCUUGGCACAGUUCCAAGUGUGUGAAUAUCAGCAGUUGUUUCCACAGGCAGGAUGCGCCAACUGUUGUGUCUAAAAGUUACUGCUAUGUGCCAACUCAAUAUUUCAUUAGAGUAGAGCGCAUGCACUUUCAUUGACUAUCCUAAAUAUAGUCCACUAGUUUUCCUAUAUCACAGUGUCAUCUUAACAAUAUGGAUAAUCAUCGCUGAAUGUUGAAAGCAGCUGAGGUAAUUUCACCUCACCAUAAGACGUUAAAAAAAAAAUACUAACGUUUGUUCUAGGACUGUGAACUAUUUUUUUUUUACCUGUUUUCUCCUUGCAUAUAUUUUGACAGCAUAUUUUAUUGGAUACCCUUGCACCACUAGGUCCUGUAGCCAAGAUGUUCUAGUUCAGUAACAACUCCCUUUUCUGCAUGUAGAGUUUACAGCUGAAACAUAAAUGGGGUGUAGUAUACAGAACAAAACUAAUUCAAUGGUGAGAUUUCCAAAUCUGUCUGCGCAAGCAUAUCAGUUUGUCAGACUGAAUUAUCUCUCCCAGUACAUUCUGGGGGUUCUCCUGGACUCUUCCCACUGAGCUUAUUUGGGGGGGGGCAGGGGGGAGCCCUUUGCAGAAGUGGAAGUACUAGAACAGGGUUCAUUAGGUGAAUAAAGCCCCAUGUUAAUAAGUUUGUAUAUGUUAAUCAAUUUUUUUAAAAAAGUUUGCUGCGUUUAGUUUAAUUGAAAACUUAUAUUUCUACUGUUACUCAGAGUAGAGUUAACUUCUUUUUAGAUGACGUGAAUGCAUGUGCCAUUAUCUCUGGCAUGCAAGAGCUGUCUAUUUCAUUUCAUUAUUCUGGUUUGGAAUUUAGUCCACUUAUGCAGUAGGGAAUCCUGACUACAUGUGGAAUGUUGGUUGAUGGAGAAGAGAAUAGAUUGUGCUGGUUUUCACACACGUUUUGUUAAUUUAAUUCCUUGGGUAGUGAAUGUACAUGACUGAAUAACUUUUGUUUUGCAGACAAACCUCACAAUCCUAUGGUGAAUGCUGGAGCAAUUGUGAUCACUUCCUUGAUCAAGGUAAAAUGUUUACACAAAUUUUCUGAACUGCAUUAUUAACAUUUUUGUGGAAAGCUAUGUUGUGCAAUGUUAGAUAUUGCACGGACAAUGAAAAUUUUAAUUUGAAUUGCAGUUUGUAGUCCACACAAGCAUGCGGGCAAAUAUGCAAAAAUAUUUGAAUCUAGAGGGGUAUGUGUGAAAGUAACUGUUUUCCUUGCUAGUUUUCUGAAACUAAACCCUACCCUGUAUGUUCAAAAACCAGUUCUGGGGUAUGGUACGAAAUAAUUUUAAGGGGAAAUGCUCUUGGUGUGUUAUUUCUCUCUUCUCCCUCCUCCUUUAAAUUUGCUGGAUUCCAAACUGCUGUUUGAAAUAGGUUGGGUUAAAGAUGGGCUUCUACUUUUUUCAGAGUAACACAUGCUUCUCUAGAUUUGUGGCCUGAAUUAUAUUAAAAUGGAAGGAAUAUUAGAUAAGCAUAACACCUUCUACUUGAGAUUUUAUGGAUUCUGUGAAACAUGCAACUCAUUUUAAAGUCUGUUAAAUGAGAACUUGUACAUCAAUUUUAAUAUACAGUUUAAAUUGUUUCUUACAUAUUUUAGCAUUUGUUGCAGUGAUGCUCUUCUAGAGGAUUUAAAACAAAAAUUGUUUCUACAUCAAGUGUAUAUUUUGAAUGACAGAAUUGUUCAUUAUAUUUACAAGUAUUAACAUACUUUGGGUGUUUACAUCAUUAAUAUGCCUUAAUUGCUCAUUUAGUGUGAUGAGAUAUCUGUAAGAAUUAAAAACUUAUACUGGAAGCAGUGGCUCUCUAGAAAUAAGUGAAAGCUAAUCAACAUUUCACUCCCCUAGUAGCCUUAAAAGUGGACAACCUAUGCUGUUGAUUACAUCUUAACAUCCAUUAAUUUGUUUUCAGACUUUUAGAUAUGAGAGGCUACUUCAGUCUUGGCUCAUGAUUUUCUGCUUUUCGUUAUAUUGAAUAAAAUAAAAUAAAAUCCUGCUUAAAACAUUUAUCUUUAAUAGCUAUAGGUGAAGGAAAAUGGCCUUAAGUAUGACAGGUAAAUUUAUUCAUGUUUAACUUUUCUCUGUAGGUUUAAAUAACUUUGAAAUUCAUUUUGACAGUGGGUUAGAAUAAGCAAUAUACAAUACAUCAAAUACUUGACUGUAAUUAUUGCCACAGUACAGCCUGUUACAAAGUACUGUAGGGUAAAAUCCAAAGUGCAAACUUUCCUGGAAAUAAGUUCCACUGUAAUUAGUCUAAAAUGUGCUUUUCUAUCACAGCAGUGUAGGUUUCAGGCUGUUGUAAUAUUCUGCAGUUUUAGUUUUUACUGCAUGCAAUCGUGAUAUCAUGACAAGAACACUAUAGCAACUUUUGUAGCCAGUACUGGAUUGCAUUGAAACUUUGCAUGUAGUAUACUUGCAUGUCCAGCAGACAUAAAUCACCAUAUUGCAUCAUCUGUUUAAAGUGAUUGUAAGACAUUUUUUGUGAUACAUCUACUGGGAAGCUAUUUUGUAAAAACUGAGUGACUAUGAAAACCUAGGAAUCAGCACUGGGUUUUUAAUACUUGGUUUUAAUUUAAAAAUAUUUUCGCUAUCAUUCUGAGUUAAUUGUAAGCUCACACUUAGUAACAUUCACAACCACAGGCUAAUGGUAUGUUUGCUUGGAAAUAAGCCUUGCUGUCUCCAAUGAGACCUACUUCUAAUGCCUAUGUAUAGAAUUAGAGUAGCUUCAUACAUGAAUUUGGAGCAUUUGUUAGCUCAAGAUCAUAGAAUACUAAAAUUUCUGUGCUUGGUCUAGUACAGAGUGGCAAGUCAAAUGGCUGUUUAAGGCUACAAUCCAAAGAUGUGAUCUGUUUUGUUGAAGAGGGUGCAAAACCUUGGGAAUUCAUUCAUUGCGUAUCUUAAACGUGUACCUUAUUACAUGUUGUUUUUCACAACUGUAUAUGCAAUAGGGCAAUAGUUCUAACUGGUUAGCAUAUUUUGUUUACUACUGCCUUUCAUGAUGCCAUUCUAAACCUACUGCCAUUUGAAACCAUUAAAAUAUAACACAUAUAGUGGCAAGACAAUGCUGAGUUGUACCAAAGUCCUUUCCUGUAUAUAAGGAAAGUUAUAGAAGCUCCUUUAGCUUGAGUGGUUAAAGCAUAUUAGUCACUGACUCCUAAAGUAUGGUACAUAAGAGAAAGUAAAGUUAUUUUCUAGAGCAGUCAAUGGCCACCACUGAUACAACAUUAAGCCAUGAUUUUAAGGGUCUGGGUUCAAAGAGUGCAACAAGCCAGGCGUUGACUUACUUUGGCUGUGAUGUGGUAGCUGCGGGAGUUGGAUAGGACCAUUGCAGGAAGUGUUUGAGCACUAGCAAGCUAACAUAAAGCCAUAGUUUGUUUUAAACUAUGGUUUGAUGUCGUGUACAAAUUGGGCCAGUGAUAAACAUCUCAAUUAAAAUUAAACUCACUUUGUACAGUACUUAGAUGCGGCUGUAUUGAGUGUGCAGUAAAGAUGUGCCGGGUUUUUGUUGGCCACUCCUGGGGAGAUUGCUGGGCUAAAUAGAUCUCAGAUAUGGCCUAAGAAAGCCGUUCUUAGUGACUAAGGUUUCUUGUUCUUGCGCAUACUCUGGUCUGUUGCUUCUCAAAGUGCUACUAUACAGUUUUGGAUCUUGCAUAGUGGCAGCCGUAUGUCAGGAGCUGGGCAUAAAAGCCUUACUGAAUGAGAGAUGCUUGCUAUGUGAACCUGCUGAAUAAUAGUGUAUUGACAGCUACAAAUCUGUGGUGUAGGACAUAGGUGACUGAUCGGCAUUAGAAUUCGAAAGAUUUUAAUUCUCAUGCAACAUACCGCAUGACCACUGUUAAGAGAGAGGUCAUCUAGAGAGGUCAAAUGAAUAAAGGCCUCAGUGUAACAAAUCUUAAGAACUGGUGCUCUGUGGGAAUACAAAAUAGUUAUAAUCAUGUACAUAGGUGAGCAGAGAAUGUAAUAACAAUGAUUGCUCCUUUUCACCCAUUUUCUAGUGUGCACCACCAUAACAUGAGGUGAAUUCUUCCUUUGGUCAGACCUUGCAGUUCUUACCAUGGUUGAAAUUUAUACGUACACGUUACAAUUUUACAGUUUGGUGUUACUACCUUUCCCCGCCCCCUGGCAAGUGCACAAUUUAAUUAAUGAAAGCUAUUCUCUUUUCCAAAAUUCUAAAUACAAAAAUCCCCUUAUGUGGGAAUCCCAAGCUCUAGUUAAAAGAUACACGAGUCUUAAAUAAACUGCUGUAUCUGAACGUCUUUGCAGUUUCUAGAUUUACAUUUUGAAACAGUAUUUGUAAUUAUUAUUUUUAGGUGUAGUUAAGCAUAGCAAUUGGAGGUAAGCCCUAAUUGCCAGCCAUUAACCCCUCAGAAGACAUGGUUUUCCAUUAUUAAAAUAUUUGUCCUAAUGCUUGUAAUGGUCACUUUUUCAGUUAAUGUUUGAUAAGUUUUGCAGGGCCCAUUGCAAUCCAGAAUAAACUCCCAGAAAAUAGACUAGGUUGGUUUAUAUACCCAGCGGACCCUUUUUGUUUAAUUUUUUAUAUAGAGACAGUGAAAGAAUCGGGAUAGCUAAUAGAACUGAUGUCAAAGUAUGUUUUGGAGAGUAAAUAUUCUUCAAGGUUUUUUUGCAUUCACUUAGAGGAAACUCUUUAGAAAUUCAGUAUCAGAACUGAUAAUGGAUGCUGCUUGUCAAUGGAUGGGCUCCAUCAAUGGAAGGAUUCCAACAACCUUAUCUAAAAAUGAGGGGAAGGAAAACCACUUAUAAAUCAUUUUUUUCAGCUUCAGCUAUGAAAUAAUAAAUGCAAUCAUGAGAGCUAACAAAGUAAUACCUGGAAUAGACCCAUUGAAAUAAAUGGAGUUAAGUAAUGUUCAUGUGGACAUAUUCCUAGUGAUCAAACUGACUAGGGCAACCUAAGUCUCAGAUUGGAACCCAUUUACUUAUGAAAAUGGUGGAGAACUGAACUAACCUCUAUCUGCAUAGAAGUUGUACUAGAUGUAAUGAAAGCUAGCAGUUCUUGCAGGCUCAUCCCUAUAAAUGUUAUACGACAACUCUGCUCUUCAUACCCUAUAGCUUCUGAAUAUAUUCAGCCUUUUGUUCUGUGUUUCAGCUGAUUACUCAGUUUAGUAAUCCUGCAGCUAAAUGGAUAUAUGUACAGAAACAGCUUUAUUUCUUUAAACAUAGAUCACAUUUCCCUUUCCCUCCCUCCUGCUUACUCAGACAUGAUACUUGUCUUUUCCUAUAGGUUCUUCAAAAUUUUAUAUAUAUCUGAAAAAAAUAUUAAUAGUAACUUGCUUAGUUUUCCAAUGCAUGGUCUGUUGUUUAUGAAAAUAUUAAUUAAUACAACACUUCUGCUGUUUGAGGUUGUCUCUUUCAUCUUGACAAUCCUUUAUUCCAAUUUUAUAGAAAUAGUCCCACUGAGUGAAUUUACCAAAGCUCCCCAGUAUGUCCAUUUCUGAGAUGAGACCUACUUAAUCCAGGGUCUCCUAGAUUCCAAUUCAAGCUAGGCUAGAAGUGUUGGUCAGAUGUAAAACACAACCAAAGCAAAAGAUUAUUAAACAAUAUGGUCUAUUUGUGUUCGAAGGUUUAAAUGUAACUUGUAAGCAACAAUUACAAAUUGAGUUUACAUAUUAAAAUUCUAGCCAUAAAUAUAAUACUAGUCAUAAAUAUAAUACAAGAAUUGAUCUUGUUUGUGUUUCGAUAUGCUCUCAAAUCAUUCAGUCAAGCCCUGAUCAUAGGCUAGAUCCAGAAAAAGUAAUAUUUUGAGCAGACCCUUUGAAAUCAGUGGGACAAAUUAUCUGUGACUUCCAAUUUGCACACUGAAAGUUCUCUUCUGUGCCACUGUUUGGGAAAACUGUAUGCAUAUGGUGUUGAUUUUGCUAAUAGUUAUUUUCCUGACAUUGAACUUAUGUGGCAGUUUUGGCACAUACUGGGUUUCACGCAACUCCAGUGAGCAUGUGGUUUAUAGAUAUUUAUUUGAAUAAUUCUGGAACUUUGAAUCAGGAUAUCUUAAGUAUUCUGACACCCCCCCCCAAAAAAAAAAAUCUGUUCUGGGGGAUUCUUUCAACCCUGGGGAUGUUGCAGAGGGAGGUGGGGUAAGUUCUGUUGCACAGGUGCUAUUCCUUGCAAGUACAUAGUUGCAUAAUCAGCCUUUGGAGGAAGAACCACAUAAGCUUGCAUAAUACAAGUCAAGUAACAGUAUUAAGCACAGAAUUAAACAUGGUGAGGUAGUACCUCAAAACUGAGAGCUAUAAGAAAAAUCUAAGUAUUGCUGAGAUCCUAUUGCAUGCUGAUGCAAUUAUAAUAUAAAUAAAUAAAAUGAGAGCCUAUCCUCUAAUUUAAUAUGGAUAUGUAAACGUUCUUUUAAAAACUUGCAUGAAUGGUGUGUCAUUGGAUUGUCUCAGUCUAAAACUACUUUGUGUUCAUAGACGUUCAUUGUAUAUACACAAAAGUGUGCAUAUACACAUAAAUAUACAUUCAAGCAUGCACACUGCAAGUGUGUAUAUGUAUAUAUUAUGUUUGUGAAGUUAUUGCAUGGUACGUUUGUAGACAGAUGAACUGCUUGUAAAACUUCAUAUAUAAAAAACUUGAGACUCCACAAAGUGGAAAAUUAGACUGAAGUCAAAAUAAAAUUUGGAGAGAACAAAGAACUGCUCUAUGUUCCAUCUCAAAGUUGCCGGGGGAAAUAUUUUCACAAUUUCCAGGGGGGAAAACAACUCUCAAAUAUUUGGUGCCUCAUUUCUGGUUGACUUUACCUACAACUUUUGCCUCCUUUAAUCUGUAAAAGAAAUGGGAAAAACUGGCAGUGUUAAGAACCUGCAUUAAGAGUCCCAUUUUAACGAAUAGUUCAUGCAGUACAAGCUAAAUCCAAGUUUAGGGUUUUGCUUUUUAAAGAUGCUUACUUUUUAAUCAAUGUGCUUAAACUGGUAUCUAGAAGGUGCUGUGAAAGAGUGUUUUUUGUGUGUGUCAGGGGUUGUUUUUUUUUUGGAGCUAAAGGCAGGGAAACCCUGAAUUUGAUAAAUGCUGAAAUAAGUUUGCUCAGACACCAUUGUUUGCUAUGUUUACUCUGCUAAUAGUAUCAAACAUAUGAAGAUGCUCCUUUGGUUUUUUUGCAGUUAAGGUCGGGUGCGGGGAGAGAACCAAUCCUUUCUGUACUUUUGGCAUUAAGCAUCUUUCUCCUUACCCUGUAAUACGGGGGAGAAAUGCAAAACUUGUUUCAGUUUUUAACUGCCUUAACCUUAACGACAAUGACCAGUACGGCAUCCCGUAACUAAUGCUGACCCACUUUCCCAAAGCAACAUUCACUGUGCAUUUAAAAGGUUUUUGUGGUUUAAAUGUUGUUACAUAUUUUACAGCAUUAGGAUCUAUGGAAUAUUUUGACAACUGCAACAGUUCAAUGAAGUUGGUAAUUUCUUCUUUUAAUUAUUUUUUCAUUGAACAGAUUUGGAGUUACACUUUUUUAAAAGCUUGUUUUUCUAAUGCCUUUCAACACAAUGCUUAACCUUUUUAGCGUAUUUCUUAAAUAGUCAUUGACUAUGGGUAGCAGUAUUUUUACUUUAUUGGUGCAUAACUUUUGACACAACAGUGUGGUAUUCUUUCAGCUGGUGAUCAUACGUGUAUGACUGCACAUCACUAGAUGAGCUGGUGCGUGUGGCUUCACAGAUUAUCUGCAACACCCUAAUCCACUUGUAGAAUGGGAAAUGAGGCUGGCUUUAUGCAUUUCAUGAGUAGAAUUCUGGUACAUACAGGAUUCAGGUUUUUUUUUUCUUUCCCCUAUAUUAAACAUAGUGCAAGUAAUGUUUUUUGGAUUGAUUUGAGGUAGUGCUUUUAGAUAACAGAACUAAAUAACAUAUUAACCCAAUGUUUCUGAGGCAUUAAGUAAUGCCUAUUAAUUUGUGACAGUCUGUUUUUAAAGUUUAUUAAGUAUAUUUAUAAUAAUAAAAAAAUAAACUUAUGCAAUAUGCAUCCAUCCAUCCUGAUGCUUAACAAUAGAUUCCCAGCCACAUUUAGUUCUGGAGACGGUCUGUUGUUAAAAUGGUAUUCACAACAAAUCUCUUAGAAAUUGCCUGUCAAGUUAGUCCUUUGGACACACAGAUACAGUUGCUAGACUGUUGUUCGGAUAAGGAUAAUGCUUCUUUAUCCUAUACCACCGCUUUCCCAUCAAAUAUGGUAAAUCUGACUUAUUUAAAAUACCCUACCUCCAUAGCGGUUUAUAGCUGUGUUUCCAUAGUGUUUAUUUUUUAAAUUUUGAGCUGGCAACCAGGGAUAUUCUUGAAAAUAAGAGACAACAUAUGGAAAAAAACAGCACAGUUAAAAUAACCAGUUUUGUUUUUUUGACAAAAGAAAAUACCCAUUUUAAAUAUCCACAUAUCAAGUACCUGUAGCAAGAACUUGAUUCUGUGGCCACAACCCAGAGUAGAGUGAAUGGAGAUCUGUACAGAGAGGCUUUCCCUUUUGGGGUAGCAAGUUCUCUUUGCCCCCAAUAUAAUUUACGCAGAGUAACAGCUUGGGCCAGGGCUCCUAGAUAUAUACACCCAGGCAUUGAUGAUUGAGGGCUUUACACUUGCUAUAUCAUAUAGCAAGCAUGAAAACAUAACAGUGCCAAUUGUAGAGUUGCCUUUAUAUCGUUCCUUGAGUUUCUAAGCAAGGGUAUAAUGCUGAAAUAGGGGCUGUGUCAAGGUAGAGGGAGGAUUGUGCUCUGUCCUUUGAGUCCCACUGAUGCUUAAAUGGGCAUUUUAAAAUGUUUGCCAGUUAAUAAAAUCCAGGCAUCUUUUGAACUGCAUUUGGACAGUAUAUCUGCUACUGCAAUUUCUGUUAUACUGUAAGAUGCUUACCUAUAAAACUUUGGAAUUAAUGGCUGGGGUGUAAAGAUGCUUAUGCACACACCCAGGAUUUCCCAUGCGUGCAUCAGGGCAUCCUUGAUACUUUCCCCAAUUGCUGUUUGUGCUGUUUUGGAGUCAUUUCCUAAGUUUUGACAGCAACUUAACAAGUGGCAGAAGGGAUGCACAAAUGGAAGUUCUCAGCUGGGAUGUGAGGGCGAUCUGGCUGCGACAUCUGUCACCCCAUUGAUCGCCAGGGUUGAUUCGGCUGAUGUGGCUGGCUAGGCGGGUGUCCCCUUCCUCCCUCACCGCUCCAUGUGCGUCCCUCCCGAAGCUGCGCGCUCGGUGGAAGAGGACGACCAUCCCAGAUAGAAGGAGUGUACCGUUCUUCGGUCAAGGGUAUACGAUAGCUGCGCUCCCCUGCUAGAACCUCCAAACAAGCUCAAGGUCCAUUUGUAGGAGAACGUAGGGUAGUCAAGCUUCCAAGACUCCAGACACAUCCAAGUAAGGUGCUGCAUGUGGCAGUUUGCCAUUCUUUUCGAAAAAGAAAAAAAGGGGGGGAAAAGGAAGUUCUCAGCUGGACUCUUUGGUUAUAGCUAGACUUUUUCAUGCAGUUGCCCUUAUAGCAGUGGUAACACUCAUCUUCUACUCAAUAGUUUACGUACAACUGUCACUGGCCCCUAAAUAAAAUAGCACUGAACAUUCUAGUAUCCAGCAUAAUGUAAAAUAAAGUCUUGGACUACAAGAAUGGAACGUUAAUGUAUCCACUGAUUACAAUAAACUAUAAGUGAAUUUCCAAGGCACUAAUUCAUAAUUGAGUAGAGCACUUAAAAUAAAGCUAGCCUUAUUCAAUGUUCAUCUCUGUUUCCUCACCUUAGUAAUUUUCAAAAACUGAAACUUUCUGUAGUGUUCUUAAGUUUGAUAUAAACAAUUUAGUAAUCUAACUUUAGGUAUUUAGACUAAUAAAUAAAACAAUAGUUUAACAUUAAAUAUUUAAGUAGUUAUAGAUUAUUAUGAAUUAUUUUCUUUAACUAAGUUAAAUUAGAAUUAAAACUUCUCUUGUAUUAACAAACUUUGUAAAUGUGUCUUCUUUCCUUUCAGCAAGGAGCAAAUAAUGCUGAGAAAUUUGACUAUGUAAGUGAACCAUCAAACCUUUUAAAAAUUAUUUCCCAUAGUUGAGUUUGAAACUGCAGGGUAAAAUUUUAUUUUUGUAUUUGCUUUUUUCCCUUCAUUUCUGAUCUGUGAACUGGCAUUCAAAGUCUAAUUUAAGCAAAAGAAAAGAAAAGCCAUAAUCUUGCUCCUGUAGAAUGAACUUGGGUUCUGAAACACACCACGCUAUGAUAAACUUUUCAUAGUUGGUGCUUUCGAGAAUCAGUUUCCUUCCUUUUUGUAUUAUUUUCAAUUUCUGAAAGUCUACAUUGCUUCUGAAGAAGGAACUUCAGUUCCAAAACAUGCCAAACAUCAAUAAACUUUAAUAGUUGGCGAAAACAGCGAAAACAUUGAAACACCUAAGUAUUGUUUGUGCAGCUUAACAACCCAGUUCUCACAAAAUGCUAAGCCAUUGUUCAGCAUUAUAGGGACAGUCCUUGGAGGCAAACAUUGCCCUUUCAUCUUUCAGUCCAAGGAGGAAAUGGAAGCAUUUGUUUCCUGGUUUAAAAUAACCACAGUUUACAUCUAAACUGGACCAAAACUGUAGUUACUUUACACUAUGGUUUAUUGAAAUAAGCCAGAUAAUAAACCCUACUUUGAUCUCGUCUUGUUUCAUUAAACAGUCAGUUAAAUUAACCUGAGUCCCUCAAUGGGACAUGACAUAAUAAACUGGCUUCCUCUAGACCACAGAAGUGGAAGCUCCCAAUCUCAUGGCUGUGCUGAAGGAGGAGUGGAAGUGCAUAAACCUAAGGCUUGUUCUCGUGAUGCAAAACCAAGGUUUCAUAUUUCAUCUGAACCAAGCCAAUGAAUGUUGAAUCCUAGGCGUAUGGGGAUAAUAAUAAUAAUAUAAUAAUUUAUUAUUUAUACCCCGCCCAUCUGGCUGGGUUUCCCCAGCCAAUCUGGGCGGCUUCCAACUGAAUAUUAAAAACAGUACAGCAUCAGACAUUAAAAACUUCCCUAAAGAGGGCUGCCUUCAGUUGUCUUUUAAAAGUAAAAUAGUUGUUUAUUGCCUUGACAUCUGCUGGGAGGGCGUUCCACAGGGCAGGCGCCACUACCGAGAAGGCCCUCUGCCUGGUUCCCUGUAACCUUACUUCUCGCAAUGAGGGAACCGCCAGAAGGCCCUCGGCACUGGAUCUCAUUGUCCAGGCUGAAUGAUGGGGGUGGAGACGCUCCUUCAGGAAUACAGGACCGAGGCCGUUUAGGGCUUUAAAGGUCAGCACCAACACUUUGAAUUGUGCUCGGAAAUGUACUGGGAGCCAAUGCAGAUCUCUCAGAACCGGUGUUAUGUGGUCCCAGCGGCCACUCCCAGUCACCAGUCUAGCUGCCGCAUUCUGGAUUAAUUGCAGUUUCCGGGUCACCUUCAAAGGUAGCCCCACAUAGAGCGUGUUGCAGUAGUCCAAGCGGGAGAUAACUAGAGCAUGCACCACUCUGGCAAGACAGUCCGCGGGCAGGUAGGGUCUUAGCCUGCGUACCAGAUGGAGCUGGUAGACAGCUGCCCUGGACACAGAAUUAACCUGUGCCUCCAUGGACAGCUGUGAGCCCAAAAUGACGUUACUGUACAUUCUGAAAACAUUGUGAUGCUUCUUUAACAGGUGAUGCAGUUCAUGAAUAAGAUGGCUGGAAAUGAAUACGUUGGGUUCAGUAAUGCCACGUAAGUAUGCUUUUUAGUUUUAAAAAUUUCCUCUUUACCCAGUUUCUUCUUGAGUCUAUACUUAGUUCUGCUACCGUAAGUUAGGUAGUAAGUACAUUGGAACCUCGGUUUUCGAACGUAAUCCGUUCUGGAAGACCGUUCAACUUCCGAAACGUUCAAAAACCGAGUCACAAUGGGCAGUCGGCAAUUUCAAUGGAGAAAAUUGAAAAACCCUCAGUGGAAGCUGUUCAAUUUCCAAGGCAUGUUCGAAAACGAAAGCAAUUACUUCCGGGUUUUCGGUGUUCGAAAACUGAAAUGUUUGGCUUUGGAGACCCUCGAAAACCAAGGUUCCACUGUAGUUCAAACAAGUGUUGGUUUAUUCAAAUGGAGCAUGAUUUAUGCUUGUCCUCACCAAACACUCCCUUUUCUGAGUCGUGUAGCACUUAAGGAAAAGGAGAUGUGGUUCCUUCAAAGGCCCAGGGAGGCAGUUUCUCCUUUGUAAGUGGCUUUUGGGGAAGCACCAGCAGUGACUCACUACUGUUGCCGCCUCCAAAACUCCACUUCUUCCAAGCUCUCUUGAGAGAAGAAAAUAUAUUUCUUUUUCUUUUCUUAGGAUUUUUCUUUGGGGGGGGGAGCAGUAGCAGGGCAUGCCCAACUGCAGUACAAAAACUAGUUCUUUCCAUAUUAUUGUGGAGGGAAAUAGGUGGUUUUUCAACUGCAGAGUUGGGUGGAAGGUUCCCUCUGCAAUAACUGAGCAGAAAAGGAAAGAGACCACCACCACCCCUUUUCUCCACGAAAAAGGCAGGCAGUACUGUUCCUUUUUCCAUCAGGUUUUGCUGGAUGCGGCGGCUGGUGUUUUUUCUCAGCAGCUCAACGUGCCAGGAGGGAGAGCAUUUUUGAGGAUGAAAGGAGAAAGAGUUUUUGCCACGAGCAGGACAUUUUGCGAAAGCACAGGGAGUGUUCGCUGGACAGCAGAAGGACAUUGCCACUAGCAAAUAAGAUUAUGAAAUCCUGAUUAAAAUACGCUCAGGAUGCUUGGGGAAAAAAGGAAAUUCUAAAAUUCCAUUGCUUCAUUGCCUUAUUUUCAGCCAACAAAAGUCAGCCAGAAGAAACAGAUCUUAAAAGCUGCUGAAAGAUGUUUUGGCAUUGGAGCAUCUUCUACGGAAAGAGUUGGAUUGCUGUAGUUCAGCCACCCCUGAGUGAAUGCUUCUCUGUGUCUUUUGCAGACUAUACUUGACUCAUGAUGUUAUGUGGUCUGGCUCAAGGAACAGUCUGCUUUGGAGAUGCUCAAACCGAACUGUUAAUAGCUUUGUAAAAGUUAUGGAGGGAGGUAGCACCUUGAACUGUGUUUCAAAAGCAAUAUGAAGCCAGUGCAGAUUCUAGAGUGCUGAUAGAAUUGGCAUCCAUUGAUGGCUUGCCAGGAAGCAGCCUGCUGUACCAGUUAAAGCCUGGCCUAGCUUCAAAGUUCAUAGAAAGGUGCAUGAUCAGAGUUGGAAAGGAACACAAGGGCCAUUUAGUCCAACCCCCUGCAAUGCUGGAAUCUUUUGCCCAACAUGGGACUCAAACCCACAACCCUGAGAUUAAGAGUCUCAUGCUGUACCCACUGAGCUACAUUAUAUGGGAACUGCAGGUUGCCACUCCCUUGCUCAUCCGAUAUAUGCAAUGAAACGCAAUCAUGGAAUCCUUCUAGUUUAGAAAUUGUUUUUUUGCUGCAAAACUAAGAAUUGCUUGUUGCAUCUGUAACACUUCCCCUUUCCUGGGAGUGGGCCCCACUGCACUUAGUACAAGUUACUUCUGUGUAGACAUGUAUAGGUUUGCACUGACCGUAUUUUACGACCCUUUCUAUUUUCCUUAUUUAAUAAUUUGCAGUUUUACUGAAAAUUUAUUCAAAUCGGACAAUGAAGAAAUGCUCAAUAGGCAGCCUUUGUUGUUGUUUUGGCCAGUAAUGCCCUAUGGCACUAAUUUGUUUUUAAACUAAGUUUAAACGAAGCUUGUGUCUUGCGAAACCUGUAGAUUGGGUAGCUAACAUUUUUUGGGCCAGUGGACAGGCACAUUUGGAUUUUUUAAAAUUUCCUGGGGGCUGCCACAUCCAAAAGAAAAGGAAAAAAAGACAGGGCCACAAAAAGGCACAGGCGUGCUCCCCCUCCUCCCCAUCAGUGGAAAAAAGUCGUGUACACCAACCAUCACUAUGCUCAGUGUGGCUUUUUAAGGGAUUAAAGACAAAGACCUUUCACAGACACCACGGGAGAGGCACCCAUGAGUCGGCAACCAUUUAUGUAGCCACUUAAGCCUCUCUAUUAAAGAAGGUGGCAGAACUAUCAACAUUAACAAAAUGUCAUCAGCAUACAGAAAUUAAUUCUGUCUUGCUAAAUAAAUAUUAUGGUGUUUUUUUUUAAAGUUGUAUCCUAGUCAGAAGCUUUCAGUACCGUUAAUAAGUAUCCUGGUCUUAAGGUGCAUUUUCGUAUUUCCUCACACUAGGUUCCAGUCUGAAAGAGAGAGUGGAGAUCGAAACUUUGCAAUAGGUUACUAUCUGAAAGAGAAAAAGGUAUGUUGGAGGGUUACAUAGCCACCAGUUUCUUCACUUUUCAGGCCAUGUACUAAGCAAACUACCACAGAACAGCCUUUCACAUACAGUCAAACCUCGGUUGUCAAAUGUAAUCUGUUCCGGAAGACAGUUCGACUUUCAAAAUGUUCGACAACCGAGGAUCAAAGCGCAGUCGGCAAAGUCAAUGGAGGAAAAAAGGGGGGAAAAAAACUCACCGGAAGCCAUUCAGCUUCCAAAAAUUGUUCAAAAACAGGAGCAGUUACUUCCAGGUUUUUGGCGUUCGGGAGCCGAAACAUUCCAAAACGGAGGCGUUUGGGAGCCAAGGUGUGACUAUAUGCAUAAUAAGUAUAGGAUAUAAUGUUGAUUCACCAAAGGGUGCAUGCAAGGUAAAGCAGCAGUUUCUGCUGUUUGGAAACUUAUUUGUAUGCCACUUUUCCACAAGAUGGUGUCCAAAGUGGCUCUUGCAUAUCUGAUAAGCAGCAAUAAAUAUAAGUCACUUGCACUUCCACAUUCUUGUCAGAUGUACCUAUUCCUCUACAAAUAUGAAGUCACAAACAGCCUGUUCUGUCAGCAGAAACUACCUCUAAUUGGAUUUUGGCUAUGAUGUCAUGAUACCACCUCCAUAUCUGUGAAACCUCAUGGCCUAGCUUGUGUACUAAAAUCCUCUGCUAUUUUUCCUAGUGUUUUCCAGAAGGCACAGAUAUGGUUGGCAUAUUGGACUUCUACUUCCAGGUAAUUAUCUGAACUUGAUGUCUAUAAUCCUGAAAGGGAAAUGUAAAAAGCUACAGAAAUAAUCGGGCAAGUGUAACAUUGACAAAAAUCUCAAAACUGGGGUCAGCAGUUAACAGUUAACUAUACUGCAAUACUUAACUAACUUACUUUUGCAUAUUUCAUAAAGGCAAUAAAAAUGCUGUACCCCAAUAUCAGAUGCUAUAAAACUAUCUUUAAAUUGUUAUUGUAGUCUAUGGAAGUUAGAGUAAGUUAUCUUAGCUCUGGAUUCUUAUUACAGUGGUACCUCAGGUUACAAACAGCCUAGCCAACGAACUUUUUGGAUUACGAACACUUCAAAACCAGAAAUGAGUGUUCUGGUUUGUGUAUUAUUUUUUAGAUUGCGGAUGUACUCCGUGUGUGCACUUUCGUUUUGUUGGCACGGCCUUCCCUUGCUUAGCGUGGCAGCGGCAGCAGCAGAGAGACCCAGUGCUUUCUCUCCACAAUGCAUGCCAGGCCCACGCUCCCUCGCCCCAGUCCCUCGGCACGCUCUGCUCUCCCAGCCUCGAGAGGUGCGCCUCCUCCCGUCUGGCGCAAAGCACCAGCUCAAGAGCAAGCGAGCGCGGAGCUCAGCCCGGUGGUGGUGGCAAAUGAGGGAGCCGCCUGCAGCCCAGAGCAGUGUGCCACAAGCCCCGUGCUUUGCCUACUGCUUCCUCCGGAUCAUCCUGGUUGCCAUAGCCCCAUUCCUUCCGGUUCCAUCCUGCCUCCUUCCCAGAGCGGGCGGGCUCAGCAACGCAAGCGGGCAGCUGGAGCCAGGGAGCCCAAAGAGCCGUGCACCUGCCAUUCCGUUUCCCUCAGUCGGCGCUUUGGCGCUUCCGCAGCAGAGGGACCCAGAAGAGGAGAAGGGGGUUGCUGCAGCAUCAUCCCGUGGAAGCGCCGACUGCAGACAAAUUGAAUGGAAGGUGUGCAGCUCUUUGGCUUUCCUCCCUAAUCUGCUGACAGCUCAUUCCAGAUGCUGCAGUCUAUAGCUGGGUCUAGAUUUUGUAAGGCAGUCUUUUAAUCUGUUUACUUACGCAGUAUACCACUUGUGUGUCAUAGUUUGUAACUGUUCCUACCCUCACUCCCCACCUUUCUUAAGCUGUGUUCCAUAGAAGUGACUUGCGAAUCGGCCAGUGUAAUGGCAGCAACGUUGGCUAAUGGAGGGUUUUGCCCAAUCACUGGUGAGAGGGUACUGAGCCCAGAAGCCGUUCGGAACACUCUAAGUUUAAUGCACUCCUGUGGCAUGUAUGACUUCUCAGGACAGUUUGCCUUCCACGUAAGUAGCAUUUUCAAACUAGCAUUUAGUAGCCGCGCCAAUAGGAAACAUUUAGGCUAAGCUGUAUCGUUCACUCUCUAAAGUAGCAAUUUUAAGCUUUUACUUAAUGUUAUUUUAUCUAAAAUGUUUAUAUGCUGCCUUCCAUCAAAACUGAUUCAGCUCAUGACAAUAUAAAGUGACAAGACGCAAAGUUGAAAAUACAACUCAAUAAAACGGUAAAAGCUGUAGUUCAAAUAGCAAGUAAAUAAAUAAAUAACCUAGCAGAACGUUAUUUAAAUAAAUAAAAUAAGUAGGUGAGACCAAAAAGUUUAGCGAAGUUGACACCAAGCAAACAGCCAUGGGGAGGUCAUUACAUACCUGGCUGACAGCUGCUUCCUUUCUGAUGGCAGGCACACUCUGACAAGGACGUUGGAAUUAGAGUAUGGGGACACUGAUAAUGAAUCUCAAACUGUUUAGGACUGUGCCUGUUUGUUUCAGGGUCCAAUUCUAUCAUGAAAUUCUUUUAAAAGCAGGUGUGAUCGUGGUCUUAAUGAACUGUUCUAGUUGAUGUUCUGAAUUGAAGCUUCCAGUCAGUCUUUGGAGACUGUUUCACAUGUAACAACAACAUGUAGCUCAACCAGGAGGUUAUGGCAGCCUAGGUCACCAUAGUAAUACUGUCCCUAUCCAGCAGUAGUCACAGCUGCAGCUAGUCAAAGGCGCUGCGUCUUUUGGAGGCCCAGGUUGUGUCUGUGAUAAUGGCAAACUCCGAGCUUACCUGUAUGAGUGCACCAACUAAAUAAUACCUGGGACAUGAGUUGACACCAAUAAGUCGAUCCUGAAAAGCUGUCUUUGGGACUACUUCAGUUAUGGAUGGCCACCGAAUGUUUAAGUUCUGAUAUCUUUUAAGCCCUUAAAUUUUAAAUAUAUUUUAAAUCCUUAAAUGUAAGCCUUCCCGUUGUUCCCUUUAAUCUAGGUUGGUCUUCCUGCAAAAUCAGGGGUUGCUGGUGGCAUUCUGCUGGUUGUUCCCAAUGUUAUGGGCAUGAUGUGCUGGUCCCCUCCUCUGGACAAGAUGGGCAACAGCGUUAAGGGGAUACACUUUUGUCACGUAAGCAGCAAGCCUUCUCACUUGCAUAUUUUCUUUGGUUUGCAUCAGAAUUUUAGUAGACUUUCCGUUUUCAUGCCCACCUCUAAUUUCGUCAUAAUCUAACAGAUGGGCAGGCAAAGCUGUACUUGCUCUGCAGAAUUGGUUUUUGCAAGUGCUUGGAAAAUGUCAUCUGGAAAAACCUUUUUCAGAUUCCAGCAUGAACGAUGAUUCAUGUUAGGGCUGAGCCAGAUACUAAGGCAUGUACAUUAUUUCAAUGUGAAAGAAGAUAUUCAGGGCUCCCUGAUGUUUGCAAGAGCCACACCCGUCUCAUUUGGCUUAUUACUGUUUGUUCCUUGCCCCAUUUGGCUGCAAUUUGCAUGGUAUUUUGAGAAAAGAGCCAGCUGUCUUCUGAAUAAUAGAGCUCCAAAAAGCAACUGGUCAGUGUUAUAUCAUGAUGUCACUGAGGCUACCUGUUAAACAAAAAUGAUGCUAAAUCUGCAGCUUUAAGCAGCAGCUGCAAAGAGGGAGUACAUUUUGCAGGUGAAAAAAGUCUUCCAAAAUGCACUUAUCUGUUUCAGUCUAGCAGUUCACGUAUUGUUGGCUGCCAAAAAUGCUGGUUCUUUGCUUUCUAUUCACCUACGAAUCCAUAAGUUUCAACAAUAUUUCAAACCAAUUUUAGAUGAUUAUUAUUAUUGGAAAAUUCAUAUCAACCAGUGAGCUUUUCUAAUGGGCUCCAGUUAGCUAUGUAAUCAGAUAAUAACAGACUAGAUGUGUAAAGCAUCGAAACUUAUAAACUUUGCUGGUUUGCACAUAGACUAAUGUGAUGUUCUGACCAUUGCAGGAACUGGUAUCUUUGUGCAAUUUCCAUAAUUACGAUAAUUUGAGGCACUUUGCGAAGAAGCUUGAUCCUCGCAGGGAAGGUGGUGAUCAGCGGGUAAGUAGGAAAGGUAUUUCAGGUUAUUAGUGUGUAUUGUGUAUUUACUAGGUUUCUCCUUUUCCAAAAUAAGAUCAAUCAAUGACAUGCAUUGCAUCAAUAUGUAAAUUCUAAUGGUUCAAGUUCAGUUUACCUAAUUGCCAUAAGUGGAGCUUAGUGCCAGAUGUUGUGUUUUUGCCAUUUUGCCUACUCUGUUAGUAAUUUGGCACCUGGUAGCACACUAGGUUUUGCUGUUGCUUUUAGCAUGCCUUGGUUUGGUUUAGUAUAUUCAAGCCAGCCUCAAGCAAGGCCGUCAUUUAUAGUAAGAUCUAAAGUCAUCUUGGGCCAAUUAACUAUGGAGCAACGUUGGCAUGCCUUCCAAAGUACAGUGGUACCUUGGUUUUUGAGUGUCUCAGAAGCCGAACAUUUCGAUUUUCAAAGACCAAAAACCCAGAAGUGAAUGCUUCCGUUUUCAAACGCGCCUCGGAAGUCAAACGGCUUCCGAGGCGCGUUACUCAAUUUUCUCAAUUGAAUUUGCCGACCGCCUUUUGCCACCUCAGUUGUCAAACGUUUUGGAAGUCGAAUGGUCUUCCAGAACAGGUUACGUUCGACAACCGGGGUACCACUGUAUAGUCAAGUCUCCGUGUACAUGUUUGCAGUAUAGAUGCGGGAAAACCCCUUUGUUAUUCCUGGUGCUCAGGGUAGCAGUUGUGAACUGCCUUUUGCAGUGUCUGGUGCUCUGUUGGCUGCAUUAAGAAUUGCUAGAAAAAGGAAGGAAGCUUCCCAUUUAGUUUUUCUCCUAACUAUACUGGAUGGCUUGGAGAGACGCUUAUGCAAUCUUCCUCUUCUGGCUAUAGCUCUUAGGUCUCACAGAGUACUUUGGGGGCACAGUUUUGAUAUUUUUUGGGGGGGGGGGAGGGACUACGAUUUUUGGCCAGGUCAAACAGACCCCUGGCUAGGAUCGCCAUGCUAUUGUGGGAAUGACCCUCUGCCCACCUGCAGCUCCAAGGCCAGGGGAGCAGCAGUGUGUGAAGCCUAAUGGGGAGGGGACAGCUGAAUAAGGAAAGUGAACCCCGAAUCCAAGAAUUGGGCCUUCUGAAUAUCCCCAACUUUCCGUAUAGUGAAUGAAGCUGGUUGGAGGAGUGGCUCUUGCCUUCCCUGCCACUCCCUGCAUUACAGAAACCCCCUUAACUGUCUCAAAACUGAAUGCAUAACCAUGUCAAGAGGUAGCGGAAAGUCAGUGCUAACAGCUGGCUUAAUGCUAAUUGCUAAAUAUCAAUAAUGCUAGAAUGUUUCCCCCCCACCAGUAAUCUAACAAAUAAUGUGUGUUGCUUGAACAACUAGCAUUCCUAUGGACCGCUGGACUAUGAGAGCCUUCAGCACGAACUUGCAUUAAAAGAGACUGUGUGGAAAAAAGUGUCACCCGAGGCAAACGAGGACAUCUCCACCACUGUAGUGUAUAGAAUGGAAGGUCGAGGAGAGCAAAACUAAAGAAAUGGGCUCUAGUUUCAGAGAGAGUUGGUUUUCAUCUUUAAACAUGCUCCCGUUUUUCUAGAUCGCACAGUUCCAGAGAAGCUAGUUUUGUUUUCAGUGUUUUGUAAAUAACUGCUCCGAGAUACCAAAGAUUAGUAUCUGGUUUUAUGCAGAUUCCUUUUAAUCGCUUUUUCAGAAAGCAAGCGGAAAUAAAGCACGAAAAUGUGUGUGGCCUAUACUUGCAAUUGUAUCAUGCUUAAGGAAUGAAUUCAAAAGGGAAUUUCAUGGGGUAUUAAAAAAAAAAAAUACAGAAAAUUUGCAGUGCAGCAAAACACAAAGGUAUAUUGGCUACAAAAGAAAAUUGGAACGAUAGAUGUAGAAAAAAUAAUACCCGAAUCAUAUAUUUUUUAUGUGGAUAAAUUUUACUGUUGUCACAAUUUGCUUAGAUUUUAACAGACUGUUAAACAAAUCCUCCGUUAGAUUUUUUUCUCUCUCUGUCUUUUAGUAUCUUAAUCCUAAACAUUUGGAAGCAGGUUCAUUUGCUUUCAGUUCAAGCAAAUAUAUGCAAAGUCAUUCAUUCAACUUGUGCAACAUUGGAAAAGGCUGAAAAUGAAUGGAGGUGAUAGGAUUCUUUGUUUCAGUCGUUAUGUAACAAUAUGUAGAAACCUAGUUUAAACAACUCUUAAAUCUAUUGAAUAUUGAAAUAUACCAAAGUAUAGAAUAGUAUUAAUAAGUUCAAGUUAAUCUUCUAAUAGCAGCAUAUUAGGAAACCAUGCUUGCGUUGUGCCUUUGAUUUCUGAAAAAUGAUAGAACCAAUGGUUGAGAGACACACACUCCAUAUAUAUUAUAAUAUAUAUAUUACUCUAGAUUCUGCCAGAAAUAAAUAACAAUAGGUGCAAUAAGAAAGAAAGCGUUUCACAUUUGAGAGCCCUUUAACACACAGAGGCAUUGCUUUUCUGCCGUUCGCUGAAAGUGGUAUUAAAUGCUUUUCAGAACCUCCAGUUUUAACAUAGCAAGGGGAAGGAACUUUGUGGUAGUCUGCACAUUUUUACAUGCAGAUCCUGGCACCUCCAAGUAGAUCUGGAGCUUUUGUAUGAAACUCCUAGAGAGGUUUGGUUGUAGUGAGGUGGAUGAGCUGGUGGUCUGACUUCAUAUAAGUCAACUUCCUAUGUAAUUAGCAACCCUGUUUCCCCUUGACCAAUAUCUUCUUAGAAUGUCUGCUCACAGGAAAUUUACAUUCAACAAAUGCCCUUUCUAAUGUUAAUUAAAAGCUUCCUGUUCAGAAGCUCAACCUGCUUCAUUGCUUCUGUGAUCCUUGUGGCUGGAAGAGCGGUGAUGAAUUACCCUUUAUUUAGUCAGCUUCUGUUCCUGGCGUGUGUCAAUUUAAGUCUGUGCUGCUUCACUAUAAUGAAAUAAAAGAGGGGAUUAAAAGUAAUAAUGGAAAGCAACACCUCUUUCCUCCCUCCCUCCCUUUUGUGGGGGACAGAAGUGCAGUCAGUGACAUUGCUGCGCUUUCUGUGAAAAGAGAGGGGGGUCAGGGGUCAGCACUUUGUGAGUGCACCAAUUCCAGUACAGGAUUGGUUCUGGCAAUGUAUCUGAAAACACUAACCUCACCACCACCUCUCCCUCCCAGUAAGUACAACAAUGGUCCUGAGAGGAGGUUAGGUAUCCAGCACUACCUCUCCCUUAAAAAGGGGGGGGGGAUUAAAUAAAGGGCAGUUCAUCCCUACGUGCUGACUUGGGGAAGCAAUAAAACGGUCUGAACCUGCAAACAGGAAGCUUUCACGUGAAAGGUACAGUUCCCCUAAGAAGUCCUAAUAGUGAAUUGCUCGUACACAACUGACAGGAUGUUGCUGCAAUUGCAUUUUACAGCAAAACCCCCACAACAAAUCAGGUCUGGGAAAAGCACAGAAGGAUAACACAAAACACUAGAUUGCAAUGAUUUAACAGCGUUGUGCCGAUUCCUUGCAAAAAUUGAAUGAACAAGAGACGUCCACCCCAGAGGAAAGGGUUAGUGUGGAAGCAACCUACAUCUUUGAUCUAGAACCAGCCAUGAAGAAAGUAGACCAUGAUCCACUUGUGUACCACUUAGCGCCUUUGGGCUACUGGGAUUCCUGAAAAGAAUGCUGGAUUAAGUGGAUGUGAGUCUGAUUUUGUACGGUACUUCUCACUGUAAUCACUGGCUAACUUUUUAAUGCACAUUGAUUAUUCCUAAACUGCUAGGAGAUCUGAAGUAUGAAGUCUGUCUUUGUGAGUUUAAAACAUGUUGGUGAAUCACACAAGAGUGAAAUAAUGCCAUCCCUGUCCUAGUUAAGGGACAUUCAAACCUUUGAGUGGGAAUGGAGGGCAAGGGAGCGAAGCGGCAUCUGUAAUUAAGGGAUGGGUGUUUUGUGUAUCUGCCAUCCUCCCAAAUGAAUUAGGAGGCCCCUGCAUUUUUCUGAACAUGAAAUCUUCUCUAAAAGAGGAGAGAGUUGCAAUCUGAAGACCCACCACCAGUUGAUCCCAAGGAAGGAAAAUAUCCAAACAACCCCUCAGACAAACAUGGGUGUCUUUAUUGUAUGGGAGAUGUGGGCGGUGUCUGAUGAACCUGAGCAGCAAUAAAGAGGACCAUGCACUAAGCCAGGGGUGUGCUCUUAAAGCUUUAAAAAGAAGAGGACAGGAGAUGAAAUAAACCAAAACCAAAAAGCAUGCAAAAAUUCUAUGGGGUCUGGGAUGAUAAAUCAGCACAACUGUUGGGAGAGUGGAAUGUGGCACUCAGCGUCUCCUGUAUUGUUGUGAUUGGGAUGACCUGAAUAAUUGUAUUUGGACUGGAAGGUGUUACGGUGCAAGCUUGUCACAGUCCUAUUGGUAGGGUGGCCUAUUGAAGACAAUCUGGUAUCUUCAACUGGUGCAAAAUUCAGCCACUAGAAUGCUUGUAGGGGCUAGGCGGUUCAUUAUACCAAUUUUACAUUGGUUAUCCAUUUCUUUUGAGGCUUAGUUUAAAUGUUAUUUGAAGGACCUCCUAUAUCUUAUAUGAAUCUCCCUGGGUCCUAAGAUUGAUCUCACAGGUCCUGCUUCCUGGCCUACCACUAAGGCUGAUCAAGGUCAGUGAGUAUCAGGGACAAGGCCUUGUCAGUAGCGGCCCCCGUAUUCAAAGAAUUCCCUUUCCUGAGAAUUCUGCUUGGUCCCUUCCCUUGAGGCCUUUAAGCAAACUCUGAUGGUGGUUUUUAUACUGCUGGGCUUCUUGAUUGCCCCCUAUAUUGCUGGCUGCCUAUAAUUUUAUUUUCUGCUGUUUAGUUAUGGGGUUGUUGGUUUUUUUGCAUUCAACUGUUUUAUGUUUACACAUCUGUUAUAAGCUGCCUUGUGAUGGCUUGCCCUAAAACGGAGAGUGGCAAUUAAUAAUAAUAACAAUUUUGUCCUCUUUAAAUUUCUGUGGCACUGCAUGCUUCCUGAGGAGAGAGGAUGAAGCAUGGACUUGUGUUAGCCUGUGUAUCCUCCACUCCUGUGCAUAUUUUUCUCCCCGUGUUUCCUUGGGGAUAUUGGCCUCACACUUUCAGAAAGUUGAGCCUACACAAGGUUUAGCCUGGAGGAUGGCUCAUGGGAGACCAUUAAAACAUUAAUUUAUGUGCUAUGAAAAGUGAUGCUCAGAGAAUGGGUUUCAGCUUCUUUGAAGUACACUUUGUGAUGGACGUAACACUUCCCUGACCCAUCAGUGCUGUUACGACUUGUCUGGGCUGUUGGUUUCAGUUAAUUACAAAAUAUUUGCUGGUCUUUGGCGUCCUUUUGGUGUCCUUCGCAUGCCCCUAUAAUUGGUUCAAUGCGUUUAAGUUGAAAGCAAUUCAAACUCUUUCCUUUGCUAACUUAUGGUUGUACUCCACAAAGUUGCCCUGUCCGUGCAAUAAUUUCUGCUUGUGCAAUGAAAGUUCCCCUCCCUCUCCUCUCUGCAAUACUCCAGAGUUUGGAGGGGUGGGGGGAAAUGACAUAGGAAGAGAGAAGGGACUUGUGCAAAAGAGAUGACUUCUUUGGAUGCAAUACAUAAUGCCUGGACCAAUAUGAAUGAGCAACCUCAACUGUCCAAAACCUUUCAGACAAGCCUCACUUCUAUGUGCAUGAGCUGAUACAAGCUCAAGCCUCAGGUUUGUGUGUUCUCCUCAACAGCAUUUGAUUUCACUUUCUGUUAAUCCUGGCUUGUCAUAAAGUAUGAAAUGGAGACCUUGAUUUAAUUUUUUUUAACUCUGGCUGGCUAAACCAGCUGCUUUGCUUUGACCAGCGUUCAUUAUUUGAAAUUUAUUUCUGAUUUGUAUGUAACGACAAGCCCAGCGUUCACAGAAAGUGAAACAAAACCAGCCAUGUGAGCAUCUCUGCAAAAGAAAAUGUAAUAUGCAUGAACAUUCUGGCGAAUGUAGGUUUUGCAUUCAAGUUCAACACCAUCUGAAACACCUCGUGUAUGAAAAUGCUCUAUAUGACCUUCAGAAAAAGGAUGUGAACUCAGCUUAUUAGUGGGUCUGGUUGAACAGAGCAGUGGCUACAUUCCAGUGGGGAAUUUGUCAGAUGAGCAAGACCAUUAAUAUGUUAUUAAAAGCUGAUAGAAUAUUAGCAUGCUUUUGUCUAAAUAUUCUUAAUAAAGCAUAAUGUACAUUUGUGUUCACGGCAAUAACAGUUCUUGAUAUUCAAGCAUUUUACUUGUCGUAUUUCUUUUCCCUUUUCCUUUUUUGUUGGCAUCAUUAAUGCUCCUUUGGAAAUGUAAAUGCAUUUAGAUUUUGCUUUGGCAUGUGUUGUAUGCUUUUGCUUCAGUUGAAGUGAUAUGUCAUGUGUCCCAUUUUUUUCAUUUGCACUGUAUGCUAUUUAUGUAUCUCCCGCACAUACACUUUUGUAUUAUAAUAAAUUUUAUUUUGAGCUGCUCAGUUUGUAUUUUUUUGUUCCUUUUCAAUAGCAACUAGAUCCAUGAUUUGAAACUAGGAAUAAAAAACACUUUCUAUAAUCUCCUGUAUUUAAAUCAAAAUAGCAUUCUGUAUAAAUUUGAAGUAUUGAGAGUUCAGUAUAAGCUCUAGCCAGCUUUUAGUUCCAUUUUAAAGUUGUAAUUUUAACUUUUUUGCAUAACAGCUCUUGUUUGUUGUCUAGUCCUGCAAUUUUUGUUAGAACAACAUUAUAUUUUUUGUUUUGUGAACAUGUUGGCUUGAAUCCAACAUUUUAUGUUUUGUGAACAUUUUAUGUUUUGUGAACAUGUUGGCUUGAAUCCAAACGGCGGCAUGCCGUAUUUGCUGCCACCACCCACAUUUCUGAUGUAGAACAUUGUUCUAACUGAAGAAGCACUCCUGAGUGUUUGAAAAAUCUUUGGUUUGGGGUGGUGGUGGGUGAAAGGCUAGUUAGGACCAGUUGGCAAAAAUAGGUGAUUCUCACCCCUCCCUGCAAAUUAUCAGAAAUGCCAUACAUUCAUGCACUGGGCACUUUGGAUUAUAUAACGUAUAUAAUGAUGCUUACUGACUAGGUCAUACAGUUUUGAGCUUAAACAAGAGUCUAAUUAGUCUAAUACCUUAUGUUAUAUCCUUUACAAGCUGUAUGCUUGUGUAGGCAAGAACUGAUCACACAGAUGAACUCCCAACAGCCAAAAAAAUUGCCUUUUUGGCAGGUAGGGUUGCUGUGCAAAAUCAUUUUCAAGAAGCUUUUCUGCCUUUGUGCAUGCACAUGCGUGCACAUAAUUAUGUGGACUGUGACUGUAGACGCCAAUUGAGAAUUUAAAAAAAAAAAUUAGUUCACUGAAAUCAUUGGCCACAGUUAGACACAGCUAACUGCAUUCAAAAAUGACUGGUUUCUCACGGGUUUAAUCUUGUGCACCUUGCUGCAUCUUUAUAGAUUUGGUUAUUGUGACUAACUACUACUAAUGCAAAAUGUAUAGAAUGGAAUGGAAGCCAAAGAGAAAAGGGAAAUGGCAGGGAAAUACAAGGAAGGCAAAAAAACAUGCACACUUCUUGGAAAUACUGUUGUUUGUGCUUUCCCCCCAGGUCUUGAUAAUACAGUGGUACCUCUGGUUACAAACACUUCUGGUAACCUAGAAGUAGCUGCUCCUGGUUGCAAACUUUGCCCUCAGAAUAAGAACUGUUUCAGCUUAAGAAUGGACCUCAGGAAUGAAUUAAGUUCGUAACCAGAGGUACCACUGUACAUGCCAUUGAGAUUCCAAUUCUAUACCCACUUACUAGGGAAUAAGCCCCGCUGAAGUCUGUAGGACAUAUUGCUGAGUAAACAUGUAUAGUUGUGCCUUGGAAGUCGAACAGAAUCUGUUCCAGAAGUCCAUUCGACUUCCAAAACUUUUGAAAACCGAAUGCAGCUUCUGAUUGGCUGCAUGAAGCUCCUGCAGCCAAACAGGAGCCGCAGAAACAUUGUCGGACAUUCAGGUUCCAAAAGAAAGUUCGCAAACCGGAACACUCACUUCCGGGUUUGCGGCGUUUGGGAGCCAAAACGUACGAAUUCCAGGGUGUUCAACAACCAAGGUACGACUGUAUAGGAUUGUGCUAUAACAUAUGACACGCAGUGUGUGCUUGGUCAUGUUUAUUUUAAUUAUUUUACUGAGCAACAUUAAAACCUCUGUGUGCGGUUUUAAUAACGAGCAGUUUAUCUGAAAUAAAAAUCUAAAGUCUCUUCCCAGUAAGCAUCAGAUUAUCAUAUACAAAAAAGUAGAAUUCAAAAUUUGUGUCCCAUCUAUAGGGGAUCCAAAAUCAGUAGAGGGGAAACGCAGUUUGCUAGGUGAGUCGUAUUCUCUGCAGUGAGGAAUUCACUGUACCAUUAUUUGAAGUAUUUGUAGAUUUGGUGGUUGAAAAUGUCCUGCGAAACUUGUUAGGUAAACAAAACUCAACUUGUCACUGUUUGGGUGCUAGUAGAUCUGUAUAAAGAACCAGGAUAUAAGAACCAAGUGGAUUGAUCUCUGUGGUUGGGGUGAUCCCAAAUCCACAGGCUUCCCUCUUCCUUUAAAUGAUGGGAACAGCUUUGUCAUGCAGAUCCCCUCUGCCCCCGGAUCUGGUCCACAAGCUGUGUAUACUUCAAGUAAUAAAGACGCUUGUCAGGUGUUCCUGUCUAGUCCUCCUUUCAUGCUAGCUUCCUUAGGAGGAUGCCGAAAGCUCACUAUCCUUAUUUAAGGUUAAUUAUUAUCAAAGUCAUAUGUAAGGUACAAGCAGGAGAAACUAAAGUCCAAACAGCAUUAAAUCAUCUCAAAUCCUAGUACUCCAGCUUAACUCGAACGUAGAUUUACGGCAUACUAAGCUAGGUAAUCCUCGGCUUGUCAUGCAACAUCUAUUUUUAUUUCUGGUCUCUAUAUCUGCACCUGAGAAUAGAGGUUGCUUCCCAAUAUUCCUGCCCCAUUUUUGAGCAAUAUUGCCACAUUUGCUCGGUAUUUUACAAGUUUGUUGUGGCUGUUAGUGCUGCGAAGCCAACUUUGUGCCUUGCAGAAAAGAAGAAAGGGACCCCAAGGGUCAUCCAGUCCAACCCCUUGCAAUGCAGGAAUAUCUUGCCCAACAUGGGGCUUGAACCCACAACCCUGAGAUUAAGAGCCUCAUGCUCUACCGACUGAGCUAACAGAUACUCAGCAUAGUACUUCACUGGAUCAUCUUCACACUAAAUUCAUUUUUAUCCCUGGAGUGUAUUAUUUCAAGUCUGAUUUAAUCCUUGUACCUGACAAUUGUGGUUAGUGAGCAUUAUUUUUGAGUCGAUAUGCGGUACUCAUGUUUCAGCUGAUUCUCUGAAGUUAGCGGAUGCAAGGUUUAUUAAUUUUUUCCAUCCCUGAAACAUCCAGCUGCAGACCAAUAUUGCACAAACAGUUAUUCUAGAUGUCUUAGCACAGAUACCUAUGUGGACUGGGCAACUGGUUAAAAACUGAGUACUUUGGAAGGCUUUCGUUUCAUAAAGGUAAAGGGACCCCUGACAGUUAAGUCCAGUCGCGGACGACUCUGGGGUUGCGGAGCUCAUCUCGCCGAGAUGAGCCGAGGGAGCUGGCAUUUGUCCGCUCUGCAGACAGUUUUUUCAGAUCAUGUGGCCAGCAUGACUAAACCGCUUCUGGUGAACCAGAGCAGCGCACGGAAAUGCCAUUUACCUUCCCGCUGGAGUGGUACCUAUUUAUCUACUUGCACUUUGACGUGCUUUCGAACUGCUAGGUUGGCAGGAGCCAACAGGAGCUCACCCCGUCGCGGGGAUUUGAACCGCUGACCUUUUGAUUGGCAAGCCCAAGGGGCUCAGUGGUUUAGACCACAGCACCACCCGUGUCCCAUUUUCCAUUUCAUAUUUGUCAACAAAACCCAGAUUACAAAAACCACACUAGUGUGAAGAAACAAACAUGGUAGUACAGAAUCAUUAUACUUCAAUAGUGAAUUAAAACAAAGAUUUGGGCAUUAUUUCCAAGUUAAACAUCAACAUUCAGUUAAAACAUUUCUGCUUUUUGCCACUUUUUAAAGACAGUCAUCCAGUCAUUCAUUUUAUUUCACAGAUUCUUGCAGCAAAAUAAAUUUGAUAUUUCAUAGUUCAGUUAGACCUUUUCACACAAUUCUGUAGCAAUACUACAGGUUACAUUUAAAGUUUGCAAUCACACCUGUUAUAUUUUGUCACUUAGUAAAGUCUGUUUGACAUCCAUGAAUAUAUUUAAGAGUUUUAAUUCAGCUGUCAAGAUGUCCAUAACUUUGAAAACCUGAUGCACAGGUCUCGAACAACGUAAGUCUGGUGUGGUACGGUUUUCUCCAGUUAUAAAUCUGUGUUCCUUCCCAUGCUAACAGGUAAGAUGCCUGUCCUUGUAACUUUAAUUAUACUAUUGGUUAAAGGAUUGAAUAAAACAGUCAAGCAGGCUAUAUACAGUUUGGAUGAAAGUCCAGCCAAUCUUAGAGAUUUACCACUUUAAAUUUCAAAAUAGCUAAAUUGAUUUCAUCUUUUAUAACUGGUGGCUUCAAAAGUUAUUAUUGUGCAUUGAGAACAACUAGGGGUUUUCAACUGAUCCCCAAAUGCUGAAAUCUGGUUCUAAACAAUAUUUCUUAAAAUAUUAUACAAAAGCAAAAAACAAAACAAAAGUUGCCUUUUCUACUGGGCUCUCACCUUGGUUUUGAACAGGUUUUCAAAUACUGUUUCUUAGUGGUGUGUUGUGGGUUUUUGGUCUUGUUUUUUUAACUCGUCGGAAAGUUGCUGAUCUGCAUGGUUUAUUCUUUUUGCUUCGGAAAAGUUUGAAAAAUUCCAUCUGAUAACACUUUUAAAAACAUUUAAUUAUCGGCUUUGGUGAUGGUGAACUUCCCUUUGCUUGUGUUAGAUUUGACUAGGAAAUUCUGAGCUUUUCAACAAGUGUAUUUUUGGGGGGAGAAACACCCCCUGGCUCAUAAUGUUUGCAUAGGUGUGCUAAAAGCGUCACACGCAAGGGCAUUUGUUGCAUUGUCCCCAGGAAUGGCAGUUCCCAACACUAGACAAAGAUCCUUUUGAAAGUUCAGCUGCCACCCUGGAAACACUGUCCAGAUUUACCUGGGAUCAGAAGAAGAUCUUAGAUAUGAAUAGGAGGCAGCAAUUGUGUAAAACGUUUGCAAGUAAAAUUGAGUAAAUAGACCCACAUACCAAACAUAGGCACCAGACAAAAAACUGCUUCAGAGAUCACAUGGUUCAUAGCAAUCCAGUAAGAGUUUCUUGUGUUUAACAGUACAGGAAUUUUGCACGUUAUACGCCUUCCUUAGUCAUCAAGCAUGCUCCAUGUCGACUGCAUGUGCAGAAUCUUAACAGAAUCACAUGUUAAAUCCAAAACCAGAGAACGUAGGGAUGGCAUGAUUUAUUAUUUACCCCGUUUGGAAGACAAGUUCGUUCUAGUUUGUAAUGGUGAACUUCAGAGACUGCUCUUCCCAUUUAACUCUUUGAGAUCUUAUUUGAGAUAAUAUUGUCACAUGUUUAACAUGACCACACUAUUGAACUUCCACCUGUCGGUGUAGUUAGUUCAUUGUUAAAAAUUUCUCUGAAAUAAUAGUCUUAACAUUGAUUUUUUUAAAAACUUAUUUAACUGCAUGCAACUUUCUUGUGUACUUAGUUUCUCAUUAGUUUCUUGAGAGGUAUAGAAAAAUUUACCUGAUGUUAAAUAUAUGUACACUUGAUGUUGCAAAAUAGUAUAUUCUUUAAUGUGGCAGUAAGAAAAUAAUAAUAUCUAGCUGUUUGUUGGAUUAAAAUACUGCCAAAUAUUAAGCGUUUGAAAUUUUCCUAAUCUUAUGUAAAAGGAGGUGGUAAACUUUAGUAACUAAAAAGGCCCUCUUUAUUUUUUCUGAUUGCUUUCAGGAAAAUCUGCCCAAGUUUUCCACAUUUUAAAGAAAUCUUUUGGAGUGAUGUUGGGCCCAUAUACACAUCCAGGUGUCAUUUUUCUAUAAUAAUAAAAUUUCUAGAUGAUAUAUCUCCCAUUACCAUCUUUCUUAUAUCCUUCUGCUUUUAAAAAAAGAUAACUUUUGUUUUCUCUGUGUAGAUGUGACACAAACUUUUCCAAGUUUCGUUCCCCACAGUUCUUAAUUUCUUUUUAAGAUGUGUUUGUUACCUGCAAGAGAAGAACACGCUUUCUCCUCUUUUAAUAAAUGAGAGCAUUUAUUUUUUUUUACUUUUCCCUGGAUUUAAUCCUUUGAUACUUGAUGAAAAGCAUUUUAAAUGCCAUCAUGCUUGGAUUUCAAUAUUAAUUAGACAUUUAUUCUUUCUUUCCAAUACAGUGAGAAGAAAGAGAAGAACAAAGGAGAACACACAAAAUACAAAUGUUAUUCCCUUGGUUUUUUUAGGUAGUGCAUGUAAUGGUGAAUCCUUCUAAAUUUGCAAUAAUUCUUGGACAUUCUCUGUUGCUUGCACUACGGUCAACUUUUUUGGCCCAGUUUGGAUGUGGUUACUAAACCGUGGCUUGGCUGAGCCUUAGGCUUCCUUCUCUGCUCUCACGGACUGUAUCACACGAAAUCAUCCUCUUGAGUAGACCCAUUUAAACGAAUGGACAUUACUAACUUAAGUCCAUUGAUUUAAUGGGUUACACUACUGUCUAAUCCGCAUCUGGGGAAACCAUGGUUUGCCAUUACAUCCAAACCGAGUAAGGUACAGUUUGGGGAAACUAUUGUCUACCCGAAACCAGAGGUGGAAGGCAGAAUUUGAAAUGAAAUUCUAGUUUUGGUUUGGAGGUAAUACAUGGUUUGCACAAACUAUAGUUUGCCUGACCUGGAAACAAUGGCAAACCUAAACCAUUCAUUGUGGGAAUAAAUUCAGUGUUCCUAUGGGGAGAAGGGAAUGUGUGAGCCCAACGUUCAGCCCUGAUGCCCAAACCAUGGCUUGUGUCUUUACAUCCAAACUCAAUUCAUGCAUUUUCCUUUCCUUCAAACGUACACUUAAAUCUUGAGGUCUCUUCUUACUUCUUCUGAAUGGAUUUUGUUAAAGGCUUUGACCUCUAAACCCAAAUGUCAGUGAUACUUCCCAUUUAUUUGCUAGCAGUGUCUACUUUUAUCCUUAACAUUGUUAACUUCACAAGAAACUAUCUUUUUUCUCCUUUAUGCCACUGGCGGGAAUUGGGUUCUCUUCUCCUGUAUUCAGGCUACAGACAUUCCUGAUCUUCCUCUGUGUCUUCUGAAAGCUCUCUUACUUUAAUACUUCGAAGUUCACUUCCUUGAUCUCUGCCUGUAGUCGAAUCGUAUCAACUCUCUGCAUGUGUUGCUCCAUUUAGAUUUACUGAACCAAAUACUUUGGGUGUGUGCUUCCUUUCCACUUACCUCUUCCAGUCCAUUGAGUUUCGCCUCUUGUAAUCUGAUGUGUCAAUUUUAUAGUCCUCCGCUGUAGAACAGGAUUCUUAAAUGCACUUCAUAGGUAUGAGAUCAGUAACUUUCAUUUUAAAAGAGGGCGAUUUGAAAUCCUGAAUGCAAUUUAAGUAGAAGGCGUUUGAGGUAAGAAGCCUGCCUGCUAUGCUUAUGACUUCUAGUCAGUUUCCCCUUGACCAGCAGAUUUACCUGCUGAGGAAUGUGUGAUUUCCUUAAAAGCAAAAUCCCAAACCCAACAUAACGUUGUUUAGAAAUGUAUUAAGGGCUGAUAGGACACUUGUAGAUUUUGUGGUCUCCUCCUUUUUAAAGGUUCAUUACAUCCUGUGGCUUUCCCCAUGUGUUCCCACUGUUUCCCAUAUUAAAUUUUCAUUCAUCUCAGAUGAUAGAAAUCUUACAGGGGUGCCUUGGUUCUCAAACUUAAUCCGUUCCGGAAGUCCGUUCCAAAACCAAAGCGUUCCAAAACCAAGGCACGCUUUCCCAUAGAAAGUCAUGCAAAACGGAUUAAUCCGUUCCAAACUUUUAAAAACAACCCCUAAAACAGCAAUUUAACAUGAAUUUUACUAUCUCACGAGACCAUUGAUCCAUAAAAUGAAAGCAAUCAUCAAUGUACUGUUCUAUAAAAUAAAUAAGACAGUAUUGUAGAUGAUAAAAAUUAAAAUUAUUAUUAUUUUCUUACCUGCACUGAUGAUCGUCCUUGUUUGGAUGGGGGGCUUUUAUCCAUUUCCGCAGUCACACAAUCAUUAGCUGAACUGGGUUCCAUACAGUCACAAAAACAAAUUAACUGAAAAAGCCUCAAAAACGAAAACGCAAAAUAAAUAGCAAAAACAAAAGCGCCAGACUUAAUCCAUUCUGGAAUGUUUGAAAACCAAGGCGCAGCUUCUGAUUGGUGCAGGUGCCCUGGAAACAAUAGCCGACAGCCACAUCAGACGUUCGACUUCCGAAAAACGUUCGAAAACCGGAACACUUCUGGAUUGUUGGCGUUUGGGAACCAAGGCAUUUGAGAACCAAGGUACCGCUGUAUAGCCAACAUACCUGCUCGCGUAUCUGGAAGGGAGGGUACGCUCAGUCCAGUAAAGGCAGGUUUUAAAAACCCAUUGAAGGCCAGUUUUAAAAACCCUGGCUUGAAUUGUUGAUUUGAAAGUCCUAUUUUCAAAGUCUCCAGAGUAGGUGCUUUGAUUGAGGUGCUCUGCUCCAAAUCUUUUAGUGGCAGGAGCGCAUCUUAAAACUGCCAGUAGUUAAAUAUAAUACUAUAUAUAAUAACAAUGCAGGACAAGUGCAGAUCCUUUUGAAUUGCGACUUAGAAAGCGCAGCUCAUCAUCAUUAGCGUUACCAAUAAAUUUUGAAAUACAAACAGGUAUGCCCAUUCCUUUCGUAGCAUGGGCUACAUCAGUGCACCAGUUGCUCCAAUGGCAAACAUAUUAGUUAAAAACGAAGGGAUUAUUCCGGCUGAAGCUCUUUCACUUUGAACGUUGCAACUGCCUUCCCGUGGAGCCAGCUAUUUCGUGCCAUGCGGUGAUUCAAAAUAUGUUUGUCCCCACUGUGUAAACGGGAUGCAAAUCGCUGAGUUUGCACUGAAGCUCCCCGCCACCAAUUAUUAAAAUAAUUAGCAAAUGCAAGUGGGAACUAUGAUGCUUCGCAUGUGAGUACUUUCAUUGGACUGAGGCAUGUUGAGACUUCUUUUUGCUUGAUGACAGCGUUGAAAAUCACUUGCAAUAACAAGUAGGAAGAGUGUUGUUUGCCCUGUUUCUCUUUUUAGGCUUGGCCACUGUGUGAACGAAAUACUGGACUUAGAUGGGCCUUUUGCCUGAUUUAUCAUUAUUAUUGUCAGUGCUUUUUUCCAGGGGGUACUCAAAGGUACACAGUACCAGCACAUCUUUUGUUGCUGUUAAAAAGUGUGACACUUACUGGAACAGCCUCACAGUGAGUUUUGGCACCUCUUUUUUGUGGGGGGGAAACCCAGAUGAUGAUGAUGAUUAUUUAAAUCUGUACACCGCCCUACAUCUGCAGGUCUCAGGGCAGUCCGCAACAUAAAAUUACAACUCUACACGGCACAUAAUAAAAACAAGAACAAGAGCAACCCACAUUUUAAAAGGGCAUUUGAUAUCAUCUAACAGGGCUCUUCUGAUCUUACAAGAACAACCAAACACGGUCAGACUUAACCCCUCCAAUUUCCUGUGGCUUGUUCUGUGGAAGUAUAUGAAACAAUUUUAAAACCUCGUUCUCUUCUGUGUGCUAUGUAUGAUAGUGCACUUAAUACUGGGCAUAACAGAAAAUUUUGCUGUUUCCAUUUUUUUAAGGAAGUCCACAUCUUGAUGUAAAAACUGGAAUGUAGUUAUCCUUCAGAUUCUGCCCUUCUCUGAAUUUUACAAUACAGUUUUCAACUCAAAACAUGUUCCAAAAUGGGUGCUUAAAAAAAAAAAAUAAUGCUACUCCUUAUAAUUUAGGAUAAAAUAUGUCUAGAAAUGCCUGCACUGAGAUAAUAUGAGUGGUGUUCAACUAACUUUGGGCACACACAAAAGCGGGGUCCGCUAAGCGCAACAAGACUUGCGCCCCUCUCUCUCCUCCACUCAGAUGUGCCCUGCAGGCCCCCUAAAUCUACUCUGGGGGUUUUGGGGGGGAACCCAGAGCAGGUUUGGGGGAGCAGGGGGAGGAGAGGAGAGAACGUCUCGCCAACCAAGCAGAAAUCGUUCUACACACUUGUAACCUUUAGCACUACGUAGACUGUGACCCAUAGCAUUUAAAUACAUAUUUUGUGAUUGAAAUAUACAUGAAAAACAUUUUUAUGGAGAUUAAUGUUAAGUCUGCAUUUUCAGUAGGCAUAGUAGGAAACAUUCUUAGUUUGUAGGGAUAUAUAUAUAUAUAUAUAUAUAUAUAUAUAUAUAUAUAUAUAUAUAUAUAUAUAUAUAUAAUCUCACCUCUUUAUCUAACCCAGGGUUUCCCAAACUCAGGUUACCAGCUUUUCAUUUUGUUUUCUUUUUUUGGACUACAACUCCCAUCAUCCCUAGCUAGCAGGACCAGUGGUCAGGAUUGAUGGGAACUGUAGUCCAAAAACAGCAGCAGCAAACCCAAGUUUGGGAAACCCCAGAUUCUAACCUCUCUUUAUCAUCUAUCCUGCUCAUCAUAUGCUUCUCUGUCAUUUUCCGCAGGGUUUCACAAACCUCGGUGCACAAUUUUACAAACCACUCUCAUGUCCCCAGUGAGUUAUUCUAUUUUUUGUUCCUGGCUGAGAAAGCCUAAAAUACUUGAGACUUCCAACCCCUUAAAUAUUUUGAUUCCCUCCUUCACCCCAAAACUGUUCAAACAUCUCCCUGUUUGCGAGUGUGUUCUUUAAAGGGAGUGGCCCUCUGAGGUAUGUGGUCCUCAGUCUUUGUGUGGUUUUAAAUGUCAGAAUCUGAGUGCUUUGAAUUGGCUCCUGAAGCUAACAGGAAAGCUAUUCCCCUGAGUAGGUGGACUGUGGUAAUCUGAAAGGGCAGACAGAGUGCAUUGCUGCAGUCAAUCUGCGGGUUACAAGGGCAUGGAUGAUCUUUCGCAAGAUCUUUGCGGGUCAGGAGGGAAUGCAGCCAGUAUUUUGUAUACAUCUGAUAUCCAAAGGUGUGUGUUGUCAGUAGUACCAUCUGUUUCAGCUAUCAAAGCUGAGCUCAAGAAGCUCUCCUGGCUGUGUGAGAUCUGGUCCAGCCCAUUAAUUGCCAAUUCAUUCUUUUCAGGCAAACUUUUUUCUCCCAGUCUUCCCUUAUCUCCAUCUUUUCAGAAUCAGGCUGUCAACCCCUGCUGACCCUCAUCACCUUGAAUUACAGCAUCCAAACAUUUGUCCAGGACAGUUGCAGUCAUUUCUUAUAGCUUAGUUACCGAGGUGGAUGGCAGUAUAGCCAGGGCUAUUUUUCUAGAAAAAAGAGUUGCCGGAACACGCCACAAAUGCGAGCCAGCGUGGUGUAGUGGUUAAGAGCGGUGGACUCGUAAUCUGGUGAACCAGGUUCACUUCCCCGCUCCUCCACAUGCAGCUGCUGGGUGACCUUGGGCUAGUCACACUUCUCUGAAGUCUCUCAGCCCCACUCACCUCACAGAGUGUUUGUUGUGGGGGAGGAAGGGAAAGGAGAUUGUUAGCCGCUUUGAGACUCCUUCGGGUAGUGAUAAAGAGGGAUAUCAAAUCCAAACUCCUCCUCCUCUUCUUCUUCUUCUUCUUCUUCUUCUUCUUCUUCUUCUUCUUCUUCUUUUUCUUCUUCUUCUUCCCUUCUUCCCAUAUGAUGGCAAUGGCACCCUUCUUGAGUUUCAGCAAGCCCUGAGUUUAUCAGUGACAGUAGUCCAAAGCUACAUAGGAUUUCUCAUCGUGGCUUCAGACAGAUAUUAAAAUGUGAUCUUCUUCUUUGUAGAUCACUCGUAGCUGAGUAAGAUUGUCUUCCAUAAAGACAGUUUUAACAGUGAGUUCGUAAGUGACUGUGGAGGCCAGUUCUGGAUCCACACGUCCUUCCACAGUGGGGACAUAGGUUUCUGGGUGGGAGUCGAUCAUGGUGAGGGUUUGCCAAGCAUGCCUUCCUCUUAGCACAUCUCUCCCUUUCAUCCUGAGUUUGAGCAUCUUCAAAGCCCAGGUAAAGGUAAAGGGACCCCUGACCAUUAGGUCCAGUUGUGACCAACUCUGGGGUUGCGGCGCUCAUCUCGCUUCUGGGUCAUGUGGCCAGCAUGACUAAGCCACUUCUGGUGAACCAGAGCAGCGCACGGAGACACCGUUUACCUUCCCAGCGGAGCGGUACCUAUUUAUCUACUUGCACUUUGACGUGCUUUCGAACUGCUAGGUUGGCAGGAGCUGGGACCGAGCAACGGGAGCUCACCCCAUCACAGGGAUUCAAACCGCUGACCUUCUGAUCGGCAAGUCCUAGGCUCUGUGGCUUAACCCACAGCGCCACCCACAUUCCUUUGGUAAAGGCUGUUCUCCAACUGGAGUGCUCACAGGCCAGUGUUUCCCAGUUGUCGGUGUUUAUACUACAUUUUUUAAAAGAUUUGCCUUGAGAGAGUCUUUGGACCUCUUUUGUUGUCCACCGGCAUUACGCUUUCCAUUUUUAAGUUCGGAAUAGAGUAGUUGCUUUGGAAGAUGAUAGUCAGGCAUCCGCACAACAUGACAAGUCCAAGUUGAUGCCAGUCACAGUGGAACCCCAGAAGUUUGCUUUCAAGGGACCUCUAAGCUGCCCUCUGAGAGAUAGCUUAAGGGAGAAAAAGAAGCCAAACCAUUUUAGGAUUUCUCCAUCAGUCUACUUGCUGGGUCAGUUGGUAUAGUAAAACACCAUUGCCCACAGGAUCAGAAAUCAGUGAAAAGCCCAGAAGUGAAAACCAGUGCAUAUCCAAAUUUACAUGCUUUGACAGUGGGUGAAAUCCGUACGCACAUCCCAUAAAUUCAGAGUGCUUUGGCUCGUGCACAGGGAGGGUGAAACUAACUUGUAACUGUGGCCUUAUGGGAUGUUGCUCUGGGAGGAGACUGUUCAGGGGGGUCCUUGAAAGGGUAGCUUACAGGGUUUCCCGAACCUGGGAUUCCAGCUGUUUUGGGACUAUAACUCCCAUCAUCCCUAGCUAGCAGGACCAGUGGUCAGGGAUGAUGGGAACUGCAGUCCAAAAACAGCAGCAGCAAACCCAAGUUUGGGAAACUGUCCUCUAAUAUGUGAGCAGAGGAGCUGUUCACUCUGGUGAUAGUCUUGGCUUUCUCUGUGUGUUCCCUGUCUGUUGGGGGACACAUUAUUAAAGAGAACGUUUUGUACGUCUCCACGAAGACACCCAGAAAACAAUUGCCACUAUUCCAGUGGCACAUUUGAAUGGCUGCUUUUAUCUCAUGGCCUUUGCCUUUGAAUGCAGGUUCCUGGGAAACACAAAUGGGGAGUUGGGAGUGUUGUUGCACCCAGGUCUGGUUUGUGGGUGUCACAGUGGUUCGCCACUGAGAACAGGAUCCUGCCCAAGGUGGGUCAUUGGCUCCUCUUGCGUUCUUACUUUACUGAACUUAACACCUAGUUUUUUGAAGAUCUCUUUACUGAACUUAACACCUAGUUUUUUGAAGAUCUCGGAAAUCCAAAUUAUUGUUGCGUCCGGCUCUUUUAUCUAAUAAUUCUCAGUCUUUGGAAAUCACAUACUUCUGUAGAUAACAAAUUUCUAUAUUAAGACGAUUUGAGUGAAGGCUGGGAGAGCUUCCCACUCGAUCCGUUAUCUGCUGCUGUUAUUCUUUUCUGGGUUCCUUACACUUGUAUUUUCAGCUCGACUUUUGAAACGGCCGAGAGCAAGCUGGGACUUUGUGGGGGUGCGGGGGGAGGUAUCCGCGCAAAUAUAAAUGCUUAGGUGGGCAUCAUUUCAAGUUAAUUCUGCAUCUGUGGUUCCAAAAUGAAAUCCCUGGAAGCAGCUUUACGAGUUAAUGCUGCCGCCGGCCUCCAAAAAGAAAAGCUGCCCUAACAGCAUUGUGAAGUUAAUGCCAGUGCGUUUGUAGGGAGGCAGAGGGUUGAGGGGGAAAUAUCGAACAACCUACAGACACUACAAUAUUGUGACUGUGCACCACCUAGGGGGCAAACCUGGAGCUGUCUCUCUCCUGAGAAUUGAAAUUGAAAUACUUUAUUGUCACUUGUACAACUUGUAUACAGUGAGUUUACACGAGCACCUCCCACUCAGCUCUCUUAGUCUUAAUUCCCCUCGUUUACUGACGCACACCCACCAAACCCGAAAGUCAGUUGCCCUGUUGUUAUCUUUUCAUUCAGCAGCCUAACAGCCCACGGAUAGAAGCUGUUCUUUACCCUGUUGGUGCGACUAAUCAUGCUUCUAUAUCUUCUGCCUGAGGGCAGGAGAUCAAGAAAGUGCCGGCCAGGGUGUGAAUCAUCCCUGAGAAUUUUCCUCACUCUCCUGAGGCAACGUUCUUCCGCUAUUUCAUCCAGCGGAUUCACGGGACAGCCCAUAAUAUCUUGUGCUGUAUUCACCACCCUCUGUAGGCACUUCCUAUCAGUUGAUGUCAAACCAGCGUACCACACCGUGAUGCAGUAUGAAAGGACACUUUCUAUUGUUGAUUGAUAGAAGGAGAUCAUCAGAUGUUGAUUGACAUCGUUCUUUCACAAUACUCUGAGGAGAUGGAGUCUCUGUUGGGCUUUCUUAACCACCUGGGUUGUAUUUAUUUUCCAAGUAAGAUCUUCACUGAGAUAAACUCCUAGGAAUUUAAAGGAAGAGACUCUCUCCACACAGCCCUCCCCGAUGUACAGCUUGGCUAGUUCUCCUCUCUUCCUCCGAAAGUCCAACACCAUCUCCCGAGUUGUCCAAUUCCUGAGGUAUUGAUGAUAUUCCUCUUUGCUUGCUUGCAGUGACAUGAUUAAAAAUAAUGUGGCAUCCCAAAACUGGGGAGAUUCAUAGUUUUGGUAGGGUAGGGAAGUUUAGACCAUCUUUCUGGGUGCUGUACCAGAAUAGCCAGACUGAGUGCUUUACAGAGAGAGAGAGAGAGAGCGCACAAUUAUUUUUGGCAAAAUUGUACAGUACGAAAAUCAAUACUGUUGCCGGCAGAGUCAAAAGCAGCAUAUAUUGUAGUCUUUCUUUAUUAAUUCUGUGCCAUUGCAUUAUCUUCCGCCAUAUCAACAUUUUUUAAAAAAAAGUUUUUAUUAAGAUUUCCUUGGGUAACAAGUGUACGGCGUCUCUGCUUUCAGUUCACAGAGUCCUUCCUACAAGUCAGUUUCAUUCGAUGUGAGACCCUAAUGUUAUAGGCAAUAUUAGUUUGGGGGAGAAGAGGAGUUGGGGGGGGGGAUAUACUUUUACAUAGUGUUAUGUGUGCAGUUUGUGUGUCAGUGUCACAGGGAAAGUAGGUUCUCUUUCCAUUCAUGUUUUUGUUGAUUGGUUGCCUAAAGUUGACUGCAGUGAGUUUUGUUUGUGUGUAAAGGGGGGGGGGUGCUGUUGGGUCAAAUUAGCCAAAUCUGAGUUGUUGUGUUUUUUCUUGUUGUCUAGUUGGGCUGUGUAUGUAAUAAAGGGGAGCCAUACCAAGGUGAAGGCGUCCUCUUUGCUUUGUCCUCACACCAGUUUCAGUUUUGAGAUGACCCUGAGGCUUCUUGCAGAUACUAGAUUUCUGCAUGCAGGGUUUUUCGUGGAAGUUUUUCACAGUUGCACUAAUAAUGAUGAUGCUGAUGAUAAUAAUUUAUUACUUAUACCCCGCCCAUCUGGCUGGGCCUCCCCAGCCACUCUGGGCGGCUCCCAACAGAAUAUUAAAAACACGAUGAAACAUCAAGCAUUAAAAAAUUCCCUAAAUAGGGCUGCCUUCAGAUGUCUUCUAAAAGUCAGAUAGUUGUUUAUUUCCUUGAUAUCUGGUGGGAGGACGUUCCACAGGGCGGGCACCAUUACCGAGAAGGCCCUCUGCCUGGUUCCCUGUAAUAAUUAUUUUUAUUAUUUAUACCCCGCCUGUCUGGCUAGGUUUUCCCAGCCAGUCUGUGGGGUUUCCGGAAUAAUAUAGAAACAUAAUAAAACAUCGUGUUAAAAACUUCCCUAAACAGGGCUGCCUUCAGAUGUCUUCUAAAAGUCAGAUAGUUGUUUAUUUCCUUGACACUUGAUGGGAGGGCGUUCCACAGGGCGGGUGCCACUACCGAGAAGGCCCUCUGCCUGGUUCCUUGUAGCUUCACUUCUCGUAGUGAGGGAACCGCCAGAAAGCCCUUAGAGCUGGACCUCAGUAUCCAGGCUGAACGAUGAGGUGGAGACCCUCCAGGUAUACUACAAGACUUGAUGCUGUCAGAGGGCAUCUCGUAACGUAGCUUUGAGUUUUUCACUGCCAUGUUCAGCACUGCAGUUUCGUUUUAGCUUUGAAGUCUGGGGAUGGGACUUGAUCAGUUUUCACUUUCCUGGCGCUUGGUUUGGUUUUGAAUGGGGCAAGGGUUGUGUGGUGGCACUGAUUAAUAUGGUUCAGCGAAAUUAAGUGUUGCCCUUUGUUUGAGUUUCCAGAUACCAUUUGUAACCUGUACCUGGCAUGAUGUCAACUGAAGCUAUUUUUUCAGAUUCUUUCAUACACAGGCAUUGCAUUGAUCUCUUACACUUGUUUCGUUGUUGCCUUUUUCCUUUUUAUUUGAUAGGAGGAGAGAGAAAACCUGCAAUCGCAAAUGCAGAGCUCUCCCAGUAAGCUACUGAUUCUGGUUCACCAGAAACACACUCACCUCAGACAGUACAGAAUCUAUUUUUUGCACAUCGGCGCUAAUCCCACUUUGAGCCGGAUUAACGGGGGCACAUCCUGUUAACAAUAGGUGCCGAGGCCCUGCAAGGACAACAGCUGUUGCCUCAUUUUGCUCUUGGGUGCUUGCCCCCUUAAUACAGCUCACUUGGGUGCAAGAUCCUCCGGCUGCCUGUGAACUGGUCAGAAUGCUGGUUUGAUUGUGACACAGCUGAAAUCAAAGAUUACUAUCUUGAACGUCUUUGGAGCUGGGCCAAGGGUAAACACGAAAGACGCCGCCACUUGGCUGCUGCUAAUGCCUUUUCCUUGAACAGCAACAUGCAGAAUUUAAGUCCGUUACAGUGCUCUGCAGAUCCUAAAAGUCUGUUGGAAACAGGCCAGGAAAGCCAUUGAGCAGUGCUGACACCAGGAUUGUUUUAUUAAUGCUAUGCUCUCGCGUGUGUUCUGCUUGCGUCAGUGAGCCAGGGAGGGUGUGCUGUGUGUGUGCACCGUUUGUGCGGUUUCAGAAAGUGAGAUAAAUUGGUCAAUUUUACUGAGCAGUUUUGCAGUUGUUGGGAUGAAUAAAAUAGGUUCAGCACAGUGAUAUUUUUUCUAGAAAGAGAGGUGCCGGAACUCACCAUGAACACCUCCCUCGUUCUCUUAGAAUGGCAAUGGCGCCCACCUCAAAGGUGCCAGAACUCAGUUCUGGCUGGGGGGAAAAAGACCUGGUUUUGUAUAAUCUUACCAAAAUGAUUAGGGACGUGGUUUAAACCACAGAGCCUGGGGCUUGCUGAUCAGAAGGUCGGCGGUUCAAAUCCCUGCGACGAGGUGAACUCCCGUUGCUCGGUCCCAGCUCCUGCCAACCUAGCAGUUCAAAAGCACAUCAAAGUGCAAGUAGAUAAAUAGGUACCUCUCCGGUGGGAAGGUAAACGGCAUUUCCGUGUGCUGCUCUGGUUCACCAGAAGCGGCUUAGUCAUGCUGGCCACAUGACCCAGAAGCUGUACGCCAGUUCCCUCGGCCAAUAAAGCGAGAUGAGCGCCGCAACCCCAGAGUUGGCCACGAUUGGACCUAAUGGUCAGGGGUCCCUUUACCUUUACCAAGAUGAUUGGCAUUUGGUUAACACCUUUGUAAAUGUUAAUACCUUGAAUUUAGCAAGAGAUCUUUUGCCUUAGUGGUAUCUUUGAUUAAUGCUGCUCUCCUGCUUUUUGUCGUCGGGAUGUAAGGAAGAAUUUCUCAACAAAUGUAACAUUUCCGUUCUGCUUUCCUUUAUUCCGCAGAGUAAUCGUGUGGAAAGUUUAAAAGCCUCCAAUAUCUAUAUUUAAUCAUGAAUCUAAAGGAGUGGGAUGAUUUUCAGAUAGCAGGGAAGGAGUUGCCUGGAAAGCAGACCAUUCUGACAUCUGUAGAUCAAACCACGGUGACCUCGGGCAGAAAAAUCUCAGGGAAUUUAAUCAAGCUCUGAGCAAAAUUGAUUCAUUUGAGGAAUUUGUUUUUGCAUGCAUAGCAAUCCAGAGGCUAGGUCAGGAGGGAAUUGCCCCCCUUUUGAGCUGAGAAGGAAAAUGUGCGUUUUAAGCGAAAACUAGACUGCCACGUUAGGAGCGAUUCAUUUAGGGAGUCUGAAACAGCUUGUUGGACGAAUCAGUCCUUAAUCACAAAUUCUUAAUCACAAAUUCCCGUUCUAGGACAGCAGUUCUCAAACCUUUAUCUUCAUGACUAAUAGAAUAUUGCUGGUGGAAUAUUGCUUAUGUGCUUUGAAAUACAUACAGUGGUACCUCGGGUUAAGAACUUAAUUCGUUCUGGAGGUCCGUCCUUAACCUGAAACUGUUCUUAACCUGAGGUACCACUUUAGCUAAUGGGGCCUCCUGCUGCUGCACACCAGAGCACAAUUUCUGUUCUCAUCCCGAGGUAAAGUUCUUAACCUGAAGCACUAUUUCUGGGUUAGUGGAGUCUGUAACCUGAAGCGUAUGUAACCUGAAGCGUAUGUAACCUGAGGUACCACUGUAUAUAUAAAUCGAAGCACAUAGAUGUAAUCUUGCCUUACUAAUGCAAUGGAUGUGCUUCUGGGUUAAAUAGAACAAAAACAAACUUAACGUUUUUCUUUUACGCUGGUUUCAAAACCAGCACCGUAUCAAAAUCAUAAGUUGCUAUUAAGGUUCCAUUCGAGUGGGAAAUGUUUGAGGGAAAAUCACACUUGCCCCCGUGUUGUCUUUUGAAAACUAUGAGCCCAAAGCCAGGAGUUACACAUAAGGGAUUGCAGGCUGAAAAAUCUUACCACGUUUAAACCAAGAAAAUGGUAACUAGUUGCAAAGCUGGUUUAUGUGAUAUUAUUGGUUUCUGCUUCUUUUAUUUUGCAUCCUUCCAUUUGGCUUUCCUGGUCUCAGCUCUUAAAAAAAACAUCUUAAACAUGAGUGCUGCCAGUGAGCUGUUGAAUGGAUUUAGGAAAUCAUCCUGGCCUGGUAUAAACUUACCCUUAAAUGUUGGAAGCUGCCUUAUUGCAGACACUGAUCAUCAGUCCACCAAGUUCAAUAUUUUCUAUACUGAUGGGCAUGCAGGUUUUCAGAUUGGACUGCCCCAACCCUACCUAGGGAUGCUGGUGACUUAACACAAGCCCUUCUGCAAGCAGGGCACAUGCUCUCCCACCAAGCUGCUUCCUUACUAUCACCAAAGCUUGGGGGGAAAUGGAUUAUUUGGCCAAGAGUUAUUUGAGUCAAUUUAAUAAUUUAUUAGCCAGGCAGGGACAUUUGACCUUUUGCGAAUUCAUCGUUCUUGUGGUUCUUGUGUUACUCUGCCAGUUCCUCCACUUCUGUAUCUAAGCAAAACAGCGUCAAGGACUCUCUAUUCCCUACCCACGCAAGGACGGAAGCUGCCACAUUUUGAGUCAGUCUUGCAAAUAGGCCGGGGUAGUGUAUCAUUGCCGCCGUAUCCUUGACUUGCGUUCGUGGCUUUGAGUUCUGCUUAUCGGGGAGAGUUGCUGGCGAUAAUCUCUUUUUGCCAAGAUAACGCACUGGCAAUUCAACAAAUAGAGGCAAGCAGGUAGGCUGAGAGGUGAGCAGGCAGGCCUGCGCAGGGGUUGCACGAGGUGACGUCUGGGAUGAGCUGCGGCCCAAUCCUGCUUCCUUCCACUUGGGAAGUGCCGUUCUGCUCACGGUUAAAGAGGAAGCAGGAACAGAAAACAAGAGGGUGGGGAUAGCUCCUCUCCCCUGGCAUCUUCAUGUACAAAAGUCCGAAGGGAGGGAGCCACCUUGCAUACAGGUUUCCAUAUGUUCUGGAACACUGAGGGGGUCAGGGUUCUGGAACAUUGAGGUGUCAGGGUUCUGGAACGCUGAGGGGUCAGGGUUCUGGAAUGCUUGAGGUGUCAGGGUUCUGGAACAUUGAGGUAUCAGGGUUCUGGAAUGCUGAGGGGUCAGGGUUCUGGAACAUUGAGGUAUCAGGGUUCUGGAAUGCUGAGGUGUCAGGGUUCUGGAACAUUGAGGUAUCAGGGUUCUGGAACGCUUGAGGGAUCAAGGUUCUGGAAUGCUUGAGGGAUCAGGGUUCCAAACUGCCUGAAAGCCGUGUGUGUCUGUGUGUGUGUGGACUCCCUUUCCUGUAUAUGUGGUGUCACUGGGAGGGGCCCACUUCCCACUAGCAUGUUCCUAGUAGUGAACCCAAGUAGGGAUCGAGUGGGUACUAUUUGUUCUGGGAGAUCCCUGUUUAAGUGGAACACACUGUACAGUGGUUCCUCUGGUUAAGAACUUAAUUCGUUCCAGAGGUCCGUUCUUAACCUGAAACUGUUCUUAACCUGAGGUACCACUUUAGCUAAUGGGGCCUCCCACUGCCACCGCACGAUUUCUGUUCUCAUCCUGAAGCAAAGUUCUUAACCCGAGGUACUAUUUCUGGGUUAGCAGAGUCUGUAACCUGAAGCGUCUGUAACCCGAGGUACCACUGUAAUUUCUUCUACAAAUAGUGCUGGAGCUGGCUAUGUGUUUUGGGGUCUCUGUGGGAUGACUCUUACAUAUAUAUAUAUAUAUAUAUAUAUAUAUAUAUAUAUAUGAUGGGGGAGAGAAAGAGCUUGUCAAAAACUCACAGGCUUCCUCUUUGGAAUGGACCCUGCACUGUGCUGCAGUUUCCCAGAAGCCUUUGCAUGGGUCACGCCUUACUGGAAACAAUAUGGUUGCUGCCAUGUUUGAUGCCCUGGGUCCCUUUGGGAGGAAGGGUAGGGGUAUAAAUUGAAUUAACUGGAUAAAUAACCUGUGCCUAAGUCCAACAUGUGAAAUAGUAAGAGCUUGAAAAGUGUGCUCAGCACUUGUUGUAUAAAGCUGUCUCCCAAUAGUUUCUGUCUGUCCUAUGUUUAAUUAUCUUCUUUCACCCACUCUCUUGGGUCUCUUUAAAUAAUAAAAUGUACAUAAAAUAUAAAUUUGCUACGAACGUGAAUAUAUAUUCUUUUUAAAUAGUAUUUUGGUUACCUGACAUUGUAGUGGGGUAGGCUUAGGGUUAUAAUGCCAAUAUAUUUCUGGCAAUAUAUUUGGCAACCAGUGUACCCCUUUGGUUUCAGAUAGUAUAUGGGUAGAUGAGUCAAAAAAGCCUGGGACACAAAUUUAGACCAAACUAAGCCUCCUAGAGCACAAUAUACAUUGUGGUCAGAAUUGAGUAUAUACUUCCAGUAAAAGGUAAAGGUAAAGGGACCCCUGACCAUUAGGUCCAGUCGUGGCCGACUCUGGGGUCGCGGCACUCAUCUUGCUUUAUUGGCUGAGGGAGCCGGCGUACAGCUUCCGGGUCAUGUGGCCAGCAUGACUAAGCCGCUUCUGGCGAACCAGAGAAGCGCACGAAAAUGCCGUUUACCUUCCCGCCGGAGUGGUACCUAUUUAUCUACUUGCACUUUGACGUGCUUUCGAACUGCUAGGUUGGCAGGUGCAGGGACUGAGCAACGGGAGCUCACCCCGUCACGGGGAUUCGAACCGCCAACCUUCUGAUCAGUAAGUCCUAGGCUCUGUGGUUUAACCCACAGCGCCACCCACGUCCCAUAUACUUCCAGAGUUAAUGCUAAAUACAUUACUUCUGGUAAAUGAGCUGCUAGAGGGCUGUGAAAAUUUGUGUCCUGGCCUUUGUAGACUCGACUACCCAUGUACUAUCUGAAACCAAAGUGGCAGAUUGGUUGCCAGAUGUGACUUUUUUGUUUUGUUUUUGCUCUCCUGCCCCACUAUUAAAUACAGCCUUUCUCAGAUAUCAGCUGCUAACCUUUCCAAGUGACAACUUUGGCUGUGUUCCACCGGUUUAAUUGCUUUGAAGUUGUCCAGAACUAGAAAUUUAUACAGAGGCAAAGUUGCUGUUGAUAAGGCUGACAUGAAAGUUUGCAGGUGUUAGCAUGUUUUUAUACUCCCUUCUGCACCUCCCAGGAAAAUAGAAAAAAAAACCAUUAUAAAUCCCUCCCCCUUUCCCUUCUUCAUUACAGGUGAAAUCUGUGAUAAAUCUCCUGUUUGCUGCCUACACUGGUGAUGUGUCUGCACUACGAAGGUAAAAUCCAUAUUUUGCUUUGUGCUGCAUUAUGUGAAAUGUGUAUGCCAUAUAGGGUAGCCAUAUUUCAAGAAUUAAAAAUCCGAGCUUUUUUUUUAAGUUUCUAAAACCCGGACAUUUUGCAAAUUUCCCCCCAAAAUUCCCCCAGGCGCUAAUUCCGUCAUUGGAAUCGUGGACGUAUGGCAAUGCUAUAUAAUGUAUAUAUUAAACGUGGCCGGGCCAUGUUCAGAGACACUGUGAGCGAUGGAAGAUCCAUUUGAACAAUAAUUAUAGUCUUAGAUUCCAGAGACACUCUAUUCAAGGUGGAAAGAGGAUUCAAUUACUACAUGGUUCCUUAAUAAUCAUGUCUCCUGUGGGGAACCAGUGAUAUAUUAUUGAGUUUUAUUGAUUUUAAUAUGCUGUACACCGCUUUAUUAAAAAUAUAAAGCGGCAUAGAAAUUUUAAAAAUAAAUAAAAUAAAAUAAAAAUAUAAGUAAAUAUAAAAUAAAAUAAAAAUAUAAUACCUACCGGACCGCCUCUCUUGGUAUGUCCUACAGAGGAACUUACGGUCUGCAAAUAAAAACAUCCUGAAGGUCCCAGGCUUCAGAGAGGUUAGGCUGGCCUCAACUAGAACCAGGGCUUUCUCGGCUGCGGCUCCAAUCUGGUGGAACGCUCUGUCACAAGAGACAAGGGCCCUGCGGGACCUGACAUCUUUCCGCAGGGCCUGCAAGACAGAGCUGUUCCACCAGGCCUUUGGUCAGGGCGCAGCCUGACUCCUCCUCUGGCAAUCUGCACAGAAUUUUGCUUAACGGUUGCCAUCAAUUUGAUUUUAAUUAAUUUUUAUAAUGAAAUGUUUUUAGAAUGUUGGAUUAUUUGAUUGUUGUUAGCCGCCCUGAGCCCGGCUUCGGCUGGGGAGGGCGGGAUAUAAAUAAAAAUUUAUUAUUAUUAUUAUUAUUAUUAUUUUAUUAUAAGUUCUGGCUGCAGAGUGGCCACAUCUGCACCAUACAGCCAGAGCACAUGUCUUCCCCCCAGGGAAUAAUCCUGCAAACGGUAGUUUAAGGGCGCUGGGAAUUGUCGCUUUGUGAGAGGUAAUCUAAGGUUCCCUGGAUAAUCCCAGUGAGCCAUGACUUAGGCUCUGAGCACCAGUCGGUUCCUUUGAAGUUGACCUGACUUACCUAGAGAACUAACAGUGUACAUAGUUUCAAGGUUUCGGGGGAUAAGAUUGAGAGGAACGUUUCCAGGUGUCACUUACCCAUGUUUCACAGUUCCCUUGGAAGAGGAGGGGGAGAAAGGCCAUUUAUAUAUGGUAUAAAUGUGAUUUAAGUGCACUGUGUGCAUGUGACCGCUGGCAAUAUAAAUUAUUUUUUAGUACAUAAUAUUGCGGUUGAGAUGCACACUCCCCACAACCCUGUUUGUGCUCCAUUAUUUUAAAUGAAUACUGUUGGGAAUGCCAGGAACCUGUUGCAUAAAGCUAGUACAAUUGCGGGUUUUAAAAAGCAUACCAAUUAAAGCUUUCAUCAAUUAAAUCUGCAGAGCAAGUGAUUAAAGCUUACAGAGCCAUGGUGAAAAUAUUACAGGAGCGAGAUUACAUGCCCUCUGCUCGUUUUUAAAUUUUUUUGCCUUUGUUUUGAAACGUUUCUGCUUUUCUAGUGUAUAUGCAGAGCCAAUGGCUGCUCUGAUGUUAUUUUGUUUUACAAGCCAGGACAGUGCUUGAAUGCAAAGGCUUGAAUGCCAAGGCUUUUCAGAAUGACUGGAAAGGAAGGAAAACUCUUCACACCUAGAGCCUCCUAGCAAACGCAUUACAAUUUGGAUGAUUGAAACUCAUUCCCCAUUUAAUGGCCCGGUUAGCUAAGGCAUGGCAAACACUAACCAUAGUUAAAGCUGAGGUGUCUGGCAGAUGAACACUUAAACCUAACUUUAUUAUAUUGAAGAAUAGUUAAAAACACCAGCAGCUGAGCCUUGAGAGAGGUUCAAAUUCCCCCACUCUUUAUACGAGCCAGCCCUGCUCAAAUGCUGCUAGCCACAUUUAACUGUAGUUGAGCAGGAGGUCUAGGUUUGCACAUAACACUAAGCUAUGAUUAAUGUUAGCAAAGGCUUAUAAAGCAACUACAAGCCUUAGUUAAUGAAUGACCUUCAACCAGAAUUAAUCAUCCAUAGUUAAGCCGCUAAGUUGGGUUCAUACAACGCUUAAAUCAUGGUUUAAUAAACCGUGGGUUUAGCAUUAAGUGCAAACCAGGUCAGUGGGUGGUGCCCAAUGCUAUAUUAUUAUUAUUAUUAUUAUUAUUAUUGUUGUUGUUGUUGUUUUAUUUGUAACCAGCCCAUCUGACUGGAGUGCUGAAGCCACUCUGGGCAGCUUCCAGCAUAUACCAAAACAUACUGUAUUUUUCUGUGUAUAAGACUAGUUUUUUUCCCUAAAAAAUAAUGUCCAAAAUUUGGGGGCGUCUUAUACACAGGGGCCACCUCCCCCCAUUUUCUUAAAUUGGAGUCCCCCAAAAUAGUGGGCGUCUUAUACAUGGGUGCAUCUUAUAGAAGGAAAAUUGCGGUAAUUAAACAUUAAAAACUUUCCCUAUACAGGGCUGCCUUCAGAUGUCUUCUAAAGGUUGCGUAGCUGUUUCUCUCCUUGACAUCUGAUGGGAGGGCGUUCCACAGGGAGGGCACCACUACUGAGAAGGCCCUCUGUAGCUUCACUUCUCACAGUGAGGGAACCAGCAGAAGACCCUCAGAGCUGGACUUCAGUGUCCAGGCUGGAUGACAGGGAUGGAGAUGUUCCUUCAGGUACACUGGGCCAAGGCUGUUUAGGGCAGGCACCCCCAAACUUGGCCCUCCAGAUGUUUUGGGACUACAACUCCCAUCAUCCCUUGCUAACAGGACCAGUGGUCAGGGAUGAUGGGAAUUGUAGUCCCAAAACAUCUGGAGGGCCAAGUUUGGGGGUGCCUGGUUUAGGGCAUUAAAGGUCAGCACCAGCACUUUGAAUUAUGCUCAGAAAUGUACUGGGAGCCAAUGUAGGUCUUUCAGGACCAGUGUUCGAUUUCCUAAUGAAAGGACUCAGUUAGUGAAAUGAGGAAGAGAGGCAUUUUUUGGUGAGUCCCCCUUCAGCCCUCCUGAAUCUGCCUCCAGAAGGAGCCGCCAACACUUUGUGGAACAGAUUUGGGAAGAGGGCAGAGGGAGAAUUGCCCAAAAUGGCCUUCCUGCCAUUCCACUGACAAAGUUCUUCCAUCAGCAUAUGGAAAGCUUUAGAUACCAAUCGAUAUAUUUUGAACUUCUAAUUAAGCUUUCCUCAUAUCCAAGGCUUAGGAAACACUAGAUGCUUGGUUCUGCAUUAUUUGGGACUGAGCUCUUUAUCCCCUCCCCCCAUUUUCCUCUCAAAUUUUAAUAAUAAUUUUAUUUAUUUCAGGUUUGCUUUGUCAGGCAUGGAUAUGGAGCAGAGAGACUACGAUUCCCGGACAGCGUUGCACGUAGCGGCUGCGGAAGGUUGUGGCAGUGAAUAAUCUCCGGCAUUUCUUGUUAACAUUUUAGCGUCGUUUAAUAUAACGAGUGCAUAAAAUUAUCCUCCUCCUUGUGUUUUGUAGGUCACGUAGAGGUAGUUAAAUUUUUGCUGGAAGCCUGCAAAGUGAAUCCUUUCCCCAAAGACAGGUGAGCAUCUGCACUUGAACAUACAGGGGAGUAUUCGCAGUCAAUUAAAUUACGGCAGCGCUGGCUUCGUGGGCACUGUUCUCCGAGGAAUUUGUGUGCUGAAAAGCGGAUAUUUUAUGAGGAACGUAAUGAGAAUUCUCUAUAUGCAAGCCAGGCGGCUGCUGAUUCUGCUAAUAGGGAAGGCGGGAGGCAGGGUUCUGGGCUUAGUUACAGAAUAUGCCUAGUCUACAUGCCCUUGGGAGGGAAUCAAGGCAGUGAAAUGGGAAGAAUAGUAUUAUUAUUAUUAUUAUUAUUAUUAAUUAUUAGAGUUUCUAUACCACCCUAUACCCAGAGGUCUCAGGGCGGUUCACAGAAAAGAUUGCAACAUAUAUAAUCAGAAAAAAAACAACAACCCAAUAAUAUCCCCCUAGAAAAGAGCCACAUUUAAAAGGGCACAGAAUGUCAAACAGAUCAACCAAAGGCCUGGCUAAAAAGGAACCUUUUUGCCAGCUGCCUAAAGGUGUAUAAUGAAGGCACCAGGUGAACUUCCCUGGGGAGAGCAUGCCACAGACGGUGAGCCAUUGCAAAGAAGGCCUGUUCUCGUGUUGCCACCCUCUGGACCUCUUGAGGAGGAGGCACACGAAGGAGGGCCUCAGAUGAUCUCAGGGUCCGGGUUGGAAAGAGCAAGUUCUUGAGGUAUUGCAGUCCUGAGCUGUUUUAAGGCUUUAUGGGUCAAAACCGGCACUUUGAAUUGGGCCUGGAAACUAAUUGGUAGCCAGUGCAGUCGGACCAGGAUCGGUGUAAUAUACUCAAGCCGUCUUGUUCCGGUGAACAACCUGGCCGCUGAAUUCUGCACCAGCUGAAGUUUCUGAAUCUUGGGAGGCAGCCCUACGUAUAACACAGUGCAGUAAUAUAACCUUGAUGUUACCAGAGCAUAGACAACAGUAGUUAGGCUAUCCCUGUCCAGAUAGGGGCGUAGCUGGACCACCAGCCAAAGCUGAUGGAAGGCACUCCGGGACACAUGAGCCUAAAGUAGACAUUGUGCUCCAAUGUUUUUUUACAUUUUGUCCACAUGCUUCCCUGUACAAACAGACUCCCAGCCUGGUCUUGUGCAAUGUCAGAUGUCCUUAAGCCUACUUAAUUCAGUGAGCUUUGGCACAUCAAACCAUUCCUGCAUUGUUUGCGGGUUAGACUGGAUGACCCUGGGGUCCCUUCCAGCUCUUAAGAUUUUAUGCACAGGUCAGACUGUGAGACCACAUAUAUCCAUACUCAGGCCAUCCUUGGUUUUAUGGCUUAUAAUCAACUUCACUUUGAGUUUCACCUUCAGUUUUAUUGCUUUUGACGUAACCCCAUGCGGAAUUUUCUCCGGUAGAAUGAAACGGGCUUGUUAGCGGAAUCCCUUGUUUACAGAAAACAACCCUGAGGACCUCAAGGUUGCUUCAGAUGCUUUGAGCUUCUUCUGCCAAUUGCAACGGGUUCCUGUGGAGGAGAGAAACAUGCAGCCUGCCUACGGAUUGGGAACUGUGAUGAUGGCACAACCAUUCACGUUGCAUGGGUUUUCUUCCAUGGUAGUUAGUCGUGCCUGAACCCUGUAUCCCCUGCUGCGCUCCUCGCCGUAACCAUCAUUGUACAUUAAAAAGCAAUUCAGUUUAUUGGGCGAGGUUGCGGCAGGACUUCCUCCCUCGUGUGGUUCCCCCAGAAUCUGCUCCAGAAGGUUGGAGGGACCCUCUUGAGCAGUUUUUAGGGUGCACGAGGGUGGGGAGUAAGAGAAAUCUUUAGUGCCAUUGCACAAGCAGCUUUUUGUUCUGCAAGCAGGCAGACGUGUUGCCCGCUGCUUUCAUUAAAUGCUUGUGAUUUAAAGACACCUAUUGAUGCCUCCUGCUGCGGCGACGAUGUGUGAUGUCACAUGCUGAUGUCACACAUGCGUGCCGGGCACCCACAAUGUUGGGUGGAACCUGACACACCAUCUCCCUGCCUUUUCACUAGGGAAAAGAGAAACUCACUACAGUGGUGCCUCGCAAGACGAAAUUAAUUCGUUCUGCGAGUUUUUUCGUCUUGCAAAUUUUUCGUCUUGCGAAGCAUGGUUUUAACGGUAUUAACGGUUUUAAGAAAAAGGAAACAAACUUGCAAGACGUUUUCGUCUUUCGAAGCAAGCCCAUAGGGAAAUUCGUCUUGCAAAGCAACUCAAAAAACGAAAAACUCUUUCGUCUUGCGAGGUACCACUUUAUCCCCAUUUUAACUCCUCACUUAACAUACUGGCUGACUUUGGGCAAGUCACUCUGUCAGCCUGCUUCUCUGGGUUAUGUUAAUUCUAAAAAGCUGCUCCAAGCUUGGGUGAAAAGGGGGGCGGUUUUACAAAUAUGGCAAGAGCUUCCAAUAUAUUUUGAUACCCACAUCAUCAUCUUCAACCUGAAUGUUUUUGCUCCUGCAGAUGGAACAACACACCUAUGGAUGAAGCUUUGCACUUUGGACAUCAUGAUGUAUUUAAAAUUCUUCAAGAAUAUCAGGUCCAGUACACGCCUCCGGACGAUUCUGGCAGUGGAAAGGAAAACCAAACUGUGCAGAAGAACCUCGACGGCUUACUAUAACCCUCUUUUCCCCCUCUGCUAGAUCCCAAGAAUUGAGAUUACUGAUCUAAUUAAUUGUGGGGAAAAAUGAUUAUGAAGAGCGUGUGUGUUUCUAUUGGAUAGUGAUGUAUCUUUGUUUCAGUGUUACAAGAGCUUUCUUCAUGGCGCACAGACAAGUCUCGUUUCUCUUUCAGAAAAACAAAACUUCCAAGUCUCCAUUCAUGAUGUGAGCAAUAUUACCUCGUGCUACUUAUAACCGAUAGGGGAAAAAAGAAAUAUUAGCUGCUGUUGGCUUUGUGCACUACUUAUUUAUUUUUCUGUUUUCCGUGAUGCUUCACUCUAGUCAAGAAUUCCCUUCCCCCCGUUCUGCAUUUAUUUUUUUAAAAAAAUUAUUAAUUGAAGCCGUCUGGGAAGCGUGCCUGAGUGGAACUGGGCCACACACAAGUGUCAAUGUGGUCUUGCUAGAUUUUCAAGGUUUGUUGCUGACGUGGAUUUAGUUUGGAUGCGUGAUGUGGAUUUAGUCUGUGUGUGUGUCGAGCUACAAUCUGCACUUACGUAUUUCUUGCGUUUUUAAUUUCCCAUGAUACUUGUUUACAUCAUGUAAAUUCUCAGAAGUAUAGAUUGUUGACUGGGGUCAGUGGUCUAGGCUUAACUUUUAUUCGAAUAGUGUUUUUAUCAGGGAAUCUGUUCUAAGGUUUGUUUGACCAAAAGAUAUAGAGGAAUGUAAUUAGAUAACCACGAGAUCUUAGAUGUUUCUAUCAAAUCUGCUUUAUCCUCAUGUCUGGCUGCUGAAAUACUCCUCAGUCCUUUGGCAGCCACUGGUUCUUCUCAACACUCUUUGUUUUCACCGAAUCAUCGUAUACAUACCACAUUGGACUAUGACUGACGGCAAGUGUCCUCCUUGUAUUCUUUAUUUAGCAGUGGCAAAUACUUUAUUCCAAUCAAGGACCUGCAGGUAUAAAUAGAGAACCUGGCAUUUUAUAGUGUGUAAAUCUAAAUUCAAAUUAUGUGUGGAUAAAGGUGAUGUGGGGGCUGGUUUCACGCCAGGGGAAAUAAUUGCAACAAGGGUGUCAGAAGGGUACUUCCAACUAACCUCCAUUCUCAACUUGGUGACACUCAUGCUAUGUGCAACUUGCUUAAGCGACCUGAUCAAAGCAGGUAAUGGUGAUGUUGUCAUUAUGGAUGUUCAUCAUAUCAGAAUCAAUCUAGAUGCAAACAAAUGGCGUUUUAUAAAGGUGGGAGCUAUAUGAAAUCUCUGUGAGCUUGAAAUAAGGAUUCCAUGUGGUGUUGAUGUUGCUACCCCUCCUGUGGAAGAUCAGCUGAGCCAUUACUAGAGAGUGGACUGGGUUUUGUUGAAGGAAACAAUUACUGAAGUAGAAUGAUUUGCAUCCUUAAGGAAGUGCUUACACCAUAGAAAGACGAGGGGUUUGAGACUGAGCAUAUGAAGGGAUAGGCCUGAGAUUUUACAUUAUAAUAAGCAGUGGAUCGAAACUGGGUUGCAGGCCAUAUGAUUGCUCCAGAAUCAUAGCCACCAUUUUCUGUUAUUCUUGUUGUAUAAUAAGGAAGAGUAGAUAGUAAAGCCAGGAGGAGACGCGCAGAAAAACACACGGUAUGGGCGUGAGGAUCCAAAACAGGCCUUGCAUAACAAGUGAGGCUUAAAAGUGGAUUCCAAAAAUAAAAGAUGGAAGUUGCACAUUUUAGCAAACCUCUCAUUACUGGUAGAAUAUCCUAUUUUUUCACAGGUUUUAGGAGUUUCUUUCAAGAACGCCACAUGCUUUAUUUUCCUAAAUGCCAUCCACUGGGCUCUGUGCCACACCCCUCCACUAACGUUCUUUGAGCCAAAUUGAGGACAGAAUUUACUGCAGCGCCUCAGGAGUGCUUAGCAAUACAGUGGUGCCCCGCAAGACGAAAAACUUGCUAGACGAAAGGGUUUUGCGUUUUUUGAGUCGUUCCGCAAGACGAAUUUCCCUAUGGGCUUGCUUCGCAAGGCGAAACGUCUUGCGAGUUCUUGCGAGUUUGUUUCCUUUUUCUUAAAGCCGCUAAGCCGUUAAUAGCCGCUAAGCCGCUAAUAGCCGUGCUUCGCAAGAUGAAAAAACCGCGGAACGGAUUAAUUUCGUCUUCCGAGGCACCACUGUAGUCUGCAAAGACUGAAAGUAUAAAAGUCCAUUUGCCGGGCCUAGAGAGUCAUAGCUGUUCUUUUCUCCAAAAUGAAUCAUAUUCUACGUGUAUCUCCUUAAAGUAUUCAAAUUUAUCCUUUUGACAUUUCAGUAGUCUAUAGUUAUCACUAUUUAAUCAAAUUGUAAUACUGCAAAGGAAAAAAAAGCAUUAUGCAUAUAAGCAAAUGAAAGCCAUUUCCCCUCAAAUAGUUUGAGAUUAACAUUAGUAUUUCCACCCUGCCAGUAGACAGCAACUAUUUUAGUACCAGCCUCUUCGAAGGUAGUUACAGUAUAGCUUUUCCUCAUUACAAGAGGAAGUUGCAAUUUGUAAAGUAAUUGUGGCCCAUUGGAGGCAGUUCAUUUACAUGUGGGUUUAUUUAUAAAUAUACUGUCCUUUAGUUCUGUUUUCUGUUGCUAACAUGUUUUUUGUUUACCAAAAAGGCUUGUUUUGCUUGAAGAACACACUCAGUUUUAAAGUCUAAGCAUUCUAUACUUGUUCAUCACAGCCUAUAGAAUUAAGUCAAUUUUAUGCUUCGUACAUAAAUGGCUCCUGCAAUAGUCCUAGAAUCAGCUAUCCCAUUUUUUGUGUGGAUGUGUUGUGCUGGACGCAUGUCCUUUUUAGUUUCAUAGCAGAACUACCAGUGACUGUUUGUAGUGACCCAAUGAGUAAAAUACCUGGGCUUGACAUUUGACAUUCUUUAUUGUAGAGGAGAAACUAUGAUGAUUGUAUUUGCCUCUUGACAGUUUCCCCAUGAACUGAAUCUAAACUUAAUAUAUACUUGAGCUGUACCACUUCUGAACGUAAGAUUUAUUUUCAGGAUUACCAAAUUCAGUGGUGUUGCAUUUUACAACAUAAUAAACAUGCUUAC